Molecule: messenger RNA, 58513 nt
Organism: Xyrichtys novacula (pearly razorfish)
Lineage: Eukaryota; Metazoa; Chordata; Actinopteri; Labriformes; Labridae
Source: the annotation of a GenBank genome assembly
CUCUCUCUCUCUCUCUCUCUCUCUCUCUCUCUGUGAACUGUGUGUGUGUGUGUGUGAACUCCAUCCUUCCCUCUUUCCCUCCCUUCCUCCCUCCUCUCGCUCAAUAGCCUCCUCUCUCAUCAGUGUGUGGUGAGAGUCUGGCCGUAGUGGUGGUGCUGCUCCUGCCCCGGUCCUCGGCCAGCAGCAGCAGCAGCAGCAGCGGCAGCAGCAGCAGUCUCCCUCUGGACGCAGGUUCAGAUUGAUGGCGACCACUUCAGACAGCAGUACAGACCGCAGACCCAUCCGGAGACUCCGCUCCAAGAGCGACACCCCUUAUCUUGUUGAAGCCCGACUCUCCUUCAACCUGAGGACAGGUAGGCGCUCACACAUCCACCCUGCACCCCCAAAAAAUCUUCAUCUUAGAUGUUUUGUUUCAUGGUGUUUCAAACGGGAGGACCUCAGAUGCGCUUCUGUUUUUACGCAUAUGAAACUGACAUUAAUGUCUCUGUGGGAUUUGUUCCUGUGAGCUUCAUUUCCUAUGAGAUUAUCCCUCCAAAAUGUAACCGAUAGCUCUAAAUACCCUCGUAUUUAGGGAGGCUAAGAUGUGAUUGAAAUGUUAUGCAACUUUGUAGACCAACGCCGGUGGUUCUGACGUGUCUGGCGCAAAAACGCAGAGGGAGUUCAGAUUGACUGUUAAACAGCAAUUUGAUAGUUUUAAUGCCUCUCGUGUGUGAUUCCUGAAUUUGUCAACGCUUUGUAAUUGCUAACACUGUAAAUCAACGCUGUUACAUAAUAUGAAGAAGCUUCAACGUGACCUGUAGAAGGCUUUGACUGUGCGUGUGUGUGGUGCACAAAAUCUGACGGGAUAUCCGGUGUGUGUGUGUGCAGGGUUUUUUUUUCAAUGUAUAUUUUAAUCACUAUAUCUUAAACAGCUGUAAUAGAUCCCACGGUGAUGGUCAUGGUGGUGCUGGUGCUGGUAGAGAAUAGUGUUCAGUCUUCAUCAUCCUGUACAAAGCGUGUUGCAUCCCUGUUACCAUGGUGACUUGGCAUUUUGUGCUGACUGAGUCAACAGGAUUCAGAUUUUUUUUGCACAGCCCUGAAGAAGAAACAUGCUGCUUUGCCAACAACACAUAGUCACUGCAGCCUUUAAAAGAUCUCUGAAUGUUGUUUGAAGCUGGUAGCUGCCACUUGCCUUUGUCUCAUUCAUUGGGAUGUGAAGUGUGUGUACCCAACAUGACAUCCCCGGUCUGUUUGAUGCUAAUGCUCUGACAUGAAGGAUGCAGAGUGGUCUUAAGUGCUAUUACAACAUAAAAAAAGAUCUCUUCUUGCACAAGCAUCUCAGCCUGCUGGAGUCACAGCAAUCUCCCUAGUCAGCAGAUUGUGUGAGAUGGGUACACCGCCUAUAGUAUGGAGCUGCUUGGAUUCUGGCCAGUUCAAUAAGAAAUUUUAUGAAGCAUGUGCUUUAGAGAAGCAGUUUUCCACAAAUGUAUAUUUAUCUUGAUCAUUCUCGUCAGCACUCAGGUUUAAAGAUAACCACAGUCCAUCCAUAUAAAAUGCAUUCAUUGGCAGAUUUAUUUUAGAGGGAAGCGUAUUUUGUGUACAGCAAAGUGAUUACAGAGUUUUCUGAAGCGUGUUUAUCUCUGUUUUUCUAUCUAUCUAUCUAUCUAUCUAUCUAUCUAUCUAUCUAUCUAUCUAUCUAUCUAUCUAUCUAUCUAUCUAUGUAUUUCAAAGCUGGUUUAAGUUUACAUGUAAACAUAUAAAGAAAAUAUGGUACAAUCUAUAGAACUUUUUUUAACAUUCUGUUGUGAAACACUUUGUAACUCUGUUUUAAGAAGUGCUUUAUAAAUAAAGUUAUUAUGAUUAUUAUUAUUAUUUGUAGUAGUAGUAGUAAAAUCAUUAUUAUAAUCAUUAGUACUAUUAUUAUUAUUACUAUUAUUAUUAUUAGUAGUAGUAGAAUUAUUAUUAGUAGUAGUAGUAGUAGUCAUAGUAGUAGUAGUAGUAUCAUCAUUAUUAUUAUUAUUAUUAUUAUUAUUAUUAUUAUUAAAUGAAGCAGUAUAUAUACUAUAAAUGCCUUAUAAAGGUUUUUUUAAGUGCUUUAUAAUGCAUUAUACCUUAAUGCAAUGAAUCAUUUAACACAUUAUAACUCUCACAACUUUACAUGAUCAUUGCUAUAAGUUGUUAUGAAUGCUAACAUUAAGUAACUUAUUAGGAUUGUUAUAAAGCCUUAGAGAUGUAUUUUUAAGGAUUCGUAAAUUAAUGAAUCGAAGAGGUGGGUUAUAAGACAUUUAAACUAUCAUUAAAAUCUGAUUAAGGUUAAAUUUCAGCAUUAAAUAUGUAUGCAAAUGCAGUAAUUAUUGAAAAAAAAAGGAAUUAACCACAGCAGAGACUGAACUGAUAAAUCAAACCUUUUGUAUUUUAAACUCAAAGGAAAACUUUAUCUAAAACACACAGUCAGAACUUUUGGAGCCAUAAGGCAUCUACAUGAAGCCAGCCUGCUGUUUGAUACCUAAAAGAGUGUAGCACAGGUGAGCAUUCUGCCUGUAUUAGUAUUGAAGCUCCUCUCAUUAAAGCAGCAUGUAGAGAAGGAGAGGAUCUUUUUUUUUUACCAACACAAUGCAAAGAAGGUUGUGCUUAAGUCAGUCAUAUUGACCAAGAGACCACAGUGACUUUGAACAAAUAUGCAAGUUUAAGUGACAACAUGUAAAAUAGCAGAUUUAUUCCAAUACUAUACCAAGUUAAGACUGCAGUUAAUCAUCACUCUUUCAAAGGCUCAGAUGGAUGAGUAGGCCAAUCAACCCAACAGUCCUGAGUCUUACUGGAGGAGGUCACUCAGCAGAGAGUUUGUCAUCUACAGUCAGGACAUUAACAGUCUAGAUAUUGCAUGUUUUGUCACCGCAGAGUCAUCAGUUUAAUCAUGCAUCUUUCUCCACUGGUUAUGCAGCGAUUUUCAACACCUCCCAGGUGAACCGGAGCUCUGUUAGAAAGAGAAGCAGCGCUCAAUUCUGUUUUUCUGAAUGAGUGAAUGUACAAUCGAGAAAAAAUCGCGUUCAUCUCAUAAGUCAUAAGUCCUUGUAGUUCCAGGCAGCUCCUGCCUAUGAGUGUUUGGCCUAAGGAGCUUGUUGUCAAUGGCAGGACACUGUCAUUCGUUUCUGCGCUCCCUGUUUUUUCAUUCCUCUCCUUUACAACCAGCUCUCACAAAGCAUGAGGACACUACGGGGGCGAUUUGUACAACAGUGCUGUUGACUCACUUCCACCUGAAGAAGUGGAGCAGAAUUUAGUUUGCUUAUUGCCAAGGAAACCAGAAAGUCUGGUUGCUGUGCGGCCAGGUGCUUAACAAUGAUAAAUGACCAAGGCUGCAAAAGCUGUGAAAAAUAACUAACAAUUAUCUUUGGACAAAGUAAUGGCUUUGCUUUUUCUCUCUCUGGAGAGUUUUUAUAACGGCUGAAACUUAGCCUAGUUUUUUAUGCAUAAAGUCAGCAAGAAGUCAAAGAAGGAGAAGCCAAAACCUGAUGUUUUAUGGAAAAAAUAUUUGUUUUUCAUCCACAGAAAUCUGAAUGAAUGUUUUGCGUGUUUUUUUAUCAAUGGAGAGAGCAGAAAAACACUUCACUAUCCAACACAGACAACACAGUUACAAUUAAGACCCUGCCAGUCUGGCUUCUUCUUCAAUGAAACUGUAAGUCUUUUGAUGUGUGCUCAGCUUGUGUGUGUGAGAUAAUUUGGAGGCAAAUGAAACGUUCACAGCCAACUUCACCAAUCAGUGUUCACACAGCUGAUACUUUGUUUUUAAUCCCUCUUUUCUGUUGCAGAAAUAAGGCUGCGGCGCACAAAUGACUGACACUCUGUGGGCUCGUAAUAGAAUCAGCGAGCAUGUAUGAAACAUGGUUUUAUUGCAUUGACCUGCUUAGCGUCUGCACUAAUCUAAUCUGCCCCUCGGUUAAAUGGCCCUGCACACAGUCACAAAGACAUUACAAUAUAAUGGCUUCCAUUACUGUGCAGCUAGCAAUGAUUGCGUCACCUGUCAUAGAACAUUACAGGGUGUAGGUGUAGAUGGGGGGCUGACCUACUUCACAGGUUCGGUUCUGAUAAUUAGAGCUUGUUAUGAAACUUUGGAGAGUCAGCUCACCCUCACACAAACAGACACAAACACACAGUUUGUCUCUUGGACUAGCAGCUGGCAGAUCAUACUGUUUGAAACUGGAAUCGUUGUUGUUUACUUCGAAAUCUCGUAGAUCAAUUUGGGGCCAAACAGCAGAGAUUGUGUGUCAGCAUUUGCAUCCUAAUGUGCGUGUCUCUGAGCAUCAGUUUUGCAUGCAUAUCAGUCUCUUGUUCCUGUGAUGUGCUCAUGUUGUCUGCUAGCUGACGCAGCAGCCGUCUCACUGGAAGAAGCGGUCUGCUUGUUUUUAUUUAACCAUCAGUCAGCAGCCCCAUCUGUUCUCUGUCUGCUGCACAGCCAUGCUAACGCACAAGAUGCUCUCCUAGUUUGCUUUCGAUUUUCCUUCAACAUCUUCUUACCAAAGAUGCAACAAAUCUGUGAUCACACAGGCAACCUAACCUUUUUAGACUGUCUUAGUGCCUCUGUCUGUGCUCUAAGUUUUCUUUAAGUGUAGUUUUGCUUUAGUGCUCCACAAAAUGAAUGCAUGCACAUGCUGUUUUUGUCACAUACUUAAAGUGUACAUAUAACAGCCUAUAUGACUGUCUGAUGCAGCUUCAGCUGUGUUUUGAAUACUGUCUACCAGUGCUUUUGUGCAGCCAGUUAAAUGUUACUGCCUUUUUAAUUGUGCAGUAAAUGGCUUUAUUAAACUCUUAUCCAUUUAAUCACGACUUUAUAGAAUCAGAUGUUUUUUUAUUGUUGGAUUUGGCUCUCAGCAAUGACAGAUUUUAGAUGACAUAAGAACCCUUUGCAUGCAGUUUUCCACAAUUUAAAUAUUUCAAUUAUUUGCAGUAGUUUCUCUGUUUUUUCAUCAUGCACUUUGCAGCUCUUAGUUUAAAGUCUGUUAUGGUCUACUCUGGCAUAUGGGACUUAAACAUCAGCCCACCUUCAAUAACAGAUGUUAAUUGUUUUAAACAGCUGUGUGCAGAAGAGUAAGGAUGCCGACGGCAGGAGCUUCUCCUAAUAAACCUGGUCUGAAUGCAAAUAGUGAAGGCUGGGACCCAGACUAGUCUGCAUUGCAGCUGUUAGAGGCUAGAAAAAUACAGGGUAUGUCCUCAUCAACCAUUCAUUUACAUUUGCACGCAUACACAACAUGCACACCCUAUGAUUACAAAUGCAAAUAUGCAUAUAGAUGAAAGAUUUAAUGCAGAGUUCAUGCACGCUAUCACAUUUCACUUCUUAUGCACAGCUCGGUGUUUUAGCCACAUUAAGUGAAAAAAAAAAAAGUUCAACUCAUUUAUCAUCCACCACUCACAGCAUCCCUCUCUCUUCUUCUCUCUCUUUUUCUCUGCUGCUCUGUGUUGCACUCUCUGAGUACAGUGAGCACCGCUGUCCGAGAGAGUACAAUCAAUACAGAUGCACGGUGAAACAGGACAAAAAUGUUCCUGCAGCAGAGCUCUCUAUGCCAGCAGGGUUCACCAGAGAACUUGGAGAGUGUGGCAGAAACACACCUUACAAAAGCCGGGAGAGAGACGACUGUACAGGACACGUGUGCACUGUACAGAUAAUUUCUAUUGAUGUUUUGCUGCUCCGUUUUAGUUAGAGAUAUUCUGCUUGGAUGGACGGCGAUGCAGCUAGAUGAUUCUAUUAUGUGAGAAAUUCAAAAGGCAACUAAAUGGGACAGAAAGGUCAUAAACUAGCAGAAUUCGCAAUCACCAUGUCAUGCUAUCUUUCCUUUUUUCAAAGUGAAUUUCAAAUGAACUCACUGGGCUGGAGCCAGUGAAAAGCUGUUGAAUUUGUAAUGUUUUCAGCUGUUUGUAGCGACUCCAGAGGCUAUUAGCAAGAGUGUUUAACAAAGUGAUGAUAAUUAGUGGCAGGAGAUUUAUAUCCUCUGUCUCUUUUAAUCUAUUGCUUUUCUUCAGCUCCACUGAAAUCUGAGAAAUGCAUUCACUCAGUCAGCACAUAGCUGACAUUUUCUCUUAUAAUAAACAAACAGCCCAUCUUAAAAAAAAAAAGAAAAAAGAAAAACAAGCAAACAUCCAUCUUUGCUACUUGGUUGCACUUCUUGUGCAGCAUCCCGGGUCUGAAUAAAACAUGAGAGAGAAAAUGAGAGCAAAAAAUAGCAAUGCUAUAUCCGAGGACGUUUACUGGAUGCUUCUGCUGCAUAAAUUUUCAAUAAACCAUCAGUGUCACCAGGCCAGAAAACCUGCCAACCUCUUUAGCAAGAUGGUUAAAAGAAAAACGACAGGCAGGUGUCUUCUAUUAGAGCCGGCAGGAAGCUGCUUCUUCCCACAAUCUUUCUCUCUCUCUCUCUAUGCUUUCCUUUCAUCUCUCUCUUUCUCCGCCACACUUGGAAGUGUGGGAAAGGCUCCUGGCUGUGAUGUGCUUUCCACACGCCAGCUGAGAAAUAACGCCUCUUUCAAAAGCCUCCCAAGCCGUAGAAAGCUUCAUGAUGAUGUGCUUAUGGGUCAUAUUUAUAGUAAGUGUGGCGGCACAUUGGGAAGAGAGGGGUAAAGAAAGCACCGCAAUCUGCAAGGGAGCAUUGCCAAGGAGCAAUUAUGCUGGAGGAAAGCGCUCUGCCUGAAUCGCUGUUACUCUCUAAUGCUGUUUUUUUCUGAAUUAAAAGCAGCAUGCAGUGAAUUCUGUAGGGCGCAUAAAACAAAGGAGGAGGCAUAAUCUACAGCGACGAUAUUUUCUCAGAAAGAUAUAAGACUGGUGGGGGCAGACGAUGAGCAUGCCUUCAGCUGUUAUGAUAAAUGUCUACAGAAUGGCAUUUGUUGCUGGCGUCACCAGCUCAGCUCCAGCUCUUGAAGACAUUUUUGCUGAGUAAGAGACUUUACAGAGUCAGAAUCUCUUUAAUGCUGCUGCAAACCCGCGACUCAAUUCAAUCAAAGCUGCAUUGCACCACUCAGCAGUCCUUCAAAAUUUUAUCUAGUUUCUCCUGAUAAAAGUCAGGACGGAUCUGGCUUUUACGCUUCUGCACUCAAAAGCUUAUUCUAUUAUUUAAAUCAGGAGAAAGACCUUUUUAUAAUAGCAGAUGAUAUGUUUUAUUAAACCAUUGCUUUGGCCACACCACUUGACUUUUGCAGAGGACAGUUUUCUCAGACCAUGAGUAAUUCUCAAAUGUCACAAUACAAACCACCAAUUGAUGAUAUUCUGCUUCUGUUUUGGAGAAUCAUUGUCACAGUAUUUUGGAAAAUACAUAUUCGAGAAUGAGCUGUCAUGUUCUCAUGCUGUGUCCCCGUUUUUUUGAGAAGUGCCGCUCCUAAAGUGAUACAGGGAAGUACUUAAUGUACUCCACACAGAACAUUAUGGUAAAUUAUGCAUGAACUUUUCAGACAGUUAUGUAAGUCUGUGUAAAGACAGACUAACAGCCUGCGGGAUAAAUGACUGGGCUCUGAAGAGAAUAAUUCUGUGAAAUUAAGGGGAUUCAACCAAGAAGGCACUUUGCUCUCUUUCUUUUUCUGCAGAUGAUCUCUCUGAUCUGAAGUCUAAUUGAUUUUGUAGCUACUUUUGUCACAUGAUAACCGCAAAGAAAAAAGCAGGAUUUUUACACCAAUUUAUAGUUUAGCCAAAUAUAACUGAUAGUGGAAACCAGGAGGAAACAGUCCAUUUUUAAAAGCUAAACAAGCUAUUUCAUACCUCAUUAGCUACAGACAGAAAACAGCUGAGUAAUCAUUCAGCCCCCUUUUAAUAUGGUCGUUUAGCAAGCUAGCUAACUCCAAGAUACUUGAUAUUUAUACCUUUCCUGUUAUUUUUUUAAAUGUGUGAAAGUGUAAAUCAUUUGAUAGUGAAAAUUUAGAGGGAUGUCAGCUCAUGUUUUAAGUUUAGUAUUUUUGAUACCUCAAUGUUAAGUUAGCAACAGCUAAGUUAGCAUUCAACCAUUUUCAAAAAAGGUAGUUUAGCGAGCUAGCUUAAAGUUUAGUCCAACUCCAAGAUACUAGAUAUUUAUACCUUUUCUGUGAUAUUUUUAAACAUAUGACUGUUUAAAUCAUUUGAUAGUGAAAAUUUAGAGGAACAUCAGCUCAUGUUUCAGGUUUAGUAUUUUUAAUACCUCAUUGCGGGCGGCACAGUGGUGUAGUGGUUAGCACUGUUGCUUCACAGCAAGAAGGUCCUGGGUUUGAAUCCGGGUCAGGGCGUUUCUGUGUGGAGUUUGCAUGUUCUCCCUGUGUCUGCGUGGGUUUACUCCGGGUACUCUGGUUUCCUCCCACAUCGGAAAAACAUGCAGAAGUAGGGUUACGGUUAGGUUAAUUGGCCACUUUAAAUUUGCCCAUAGGUGUGAAUGUGAGCGUGGAUGGUUGUUCGUCUCUAUAUGUCAGCCCUGCGAUGAACUGGCAACUUGUCCAUGGUGUCCCCUGCCUUCGCCUGAAGAUGCUGGGAUAGCACACAUUUUGAUGCCACAUUACAUUUGGUACACUCAGAAAACUAAAUGUUUGAAGAUUUUCUUCAUUUUAUAUGUCAAAAAAAUAUAGUUUUGAGAAAACUUUUAAGUUAAUUAGCUGCUGGUUUUAACAACUCAAUCUAAUUAUUGAGUAGUUAAGACCUGCAGUAACAUCUCAACAGUUAAAAGGCAAACUCUGCAGAUGUAAAAUGUUACAUAAAGCUGAGCUACCUGUGCCUGAACCCAGGAGAUAUUAGUCUUAACUUUAGCAAAGCCAGAAGAGGUCAGACAGAGGAGACCAAAGCUCCUCAGCGGACACCCAUGUGGUGGGUGUCUGUUCAUCAAGAGCCAGCAGAAAAGGUGGAGAGAAAUCAGCGUCUUGUCUCUGCAGACAGACAGCCAGACAGAGCAUCCGAGAAGAGCAGCACAGUCUGCUUACCACUCAGGGUCUACAGAAGAUUGCAUCCAAUUGCAUCUGAUUGGGACUGACCACUUGUAAGUUUGCUAGCACAUAACCAAACCUCAUUACCAAAAAGCUGCUUUUUAAAGCACAUCCUGUCCAGAGUACUUUGAAAAUGCAGAGUAUUCAGUGUACCCUUAUUUUCUGUCAUUACACAGGGUUUCACCUAUGUAACUGUGUUUGAGAAAAGGGCAUUCUUACAAAAAAGCUGCUGUCAGUCACCCUCACCUUGGCUGCAACACCGGUUUUUAAUGAGGAGACAACGAAAAGUCAGACUCAGGGUUCCUCUUUGCUCUGCAGAGACAGAACACGGUAUAAAACAGACAAACUGGAUUUGAUAUGUGAGAUUAUGUAUAUAGGAUUUAGCAUGACUUGCAUAUUUGUUUCGAUCAAAGAAAUCUGCUGCUGCAUUUUGUGGGUUGUAGUUUGUGAUAUGAUGGCAGGCUUGUAUUUACACAGCGACUGGCUACAUAAACUGCACCAACUGUCAACAUGAGCACUGUCAAAACAUAUUCUUUGUUCCUGAGAAAUCUGACAGUCAUUCACAGUUUUCAGAUGAUGUUCAUUUGGGUCUUUUUUCGCGGUAAAAUCUUUAAUGCAAGACUUUUCCUUGUUAUGAAAUGAAUCAAAUCUCUUGUAGUCAGAAAAUUGCAAGCUAUAUUCUUUACACAUCAGAGGUUACUCGCUUCAAGUCCUUGGUUUGGAUUGAAAACUCUGGUACCCCUCUCUACCCGUCUCAAGGGGUGAAUGCCUUUUUCUUAUUUUUCUACCUUCCUCCCUUUCUCUGCCUUGACUUUGUCAUGUACCUGGAUUUGAACCCAGAGGUAUUUCUUUCACGCCACAAGACUGUCCAGCUGUACUUGCAUAAUUCUGACAUUUCAUUUCAACUUUUCCCUGUGAUAUCUCAAAGGCACUGCCCAAACUGCACUGUGACAUGUCUACCUCACAUGGGUGAUCACUGAUGGGGAUUUGAACCCAGAUCCAUUUUAUUCAAGCACUCUGCCACAGGCCUGUCUGGCACAGCUUGCAGUUUUUGUUUUUCCUGGAUUUGGACCAGAAUUGUUUUCUCUGAAAGGUAGAAGUGCCAUUGUACAGCCCACCCCCUUUUUUUAACAUCUAUUUAUUUUGAAGUACUCUCUGGCAGCUGGAAAUCUUUGUUCACUGUCCAAUGGUAAAAAGCCAGAACACACUUGAAGACCUGGGCCUGGAUACAAAAUCUGAACCAGCUUGUCGUGGGGUAUCUGUGCCAACAACCAAUCCGCUGCAGAGCAACCUUGACAGUGUGAUCUAUUCUCCAGCGUUAGAGCACUCUAACAUUAAAACUGAUCAAUCUUGGCUACCCAUAGAAGCCCCCCUGCCAUGACUUCAACCCAGAACCUGCUCAAUAUCAGGCAUCAGUGUUUACCCUGACCUCAGCCGCUACUUUUUGGGGCUUUUUUAGGAUUGUUGGGUUAUUUAAUAGUGUGGUCACGACUGCAGGGUUAGGAGGCCAGUAGACUCUAGCUGCACAAGGCCCACUGCCAAGAUUUGAACCCAAAACCUGUAAGCCAAGAGGCACCAUUUCUCAUUGCCACACUAUUGUGUCACUUUGCAGUGCUUACUUGUUAAGGUUUAUUUCCUUUUUAUUGCAGUGUGAAUCAAAAUUAUGAUUCAAACCCUGGGAUUCAGACAAUGCCGGUUAAAGAACCUAAAAUCUGGGUAUUGAUCGCAUUUGUGUUACCUGCCACAUUAAGGUGUUGCCAUGAGACAAGUUCUUGGUAGGCCUGCAUACAGUACAGCCCAUGGCAUACAGUUUGACUCCAGCUGCUGAAACUGAAGCAGUCUGAGGAGCACUGCUGCUCUCUGGUGGAGCGAUGGUUUCUCUGCAACACUGUACUGCAGCAAAUUGAAUGAAACACACCAUGUGAAAUACCGAAUAACUGAUUCAUGAGAGAUGUAUAAGAGACUGAAGUCAGGCCGGUUCAAUGAACUCUAUUCACGGUAUCAGGGUUUCCUUUUUUCUUUAUUUAAAAAUCAGAAGCUCCUCACGUUCAUACACAAACACACUGGGUCUAAAGAUCAUGUAACACAGACUGUAUAUUAAGUGUUUGUUAUGGCAUAUAUAAUAUGGCACAUGCACCAAGUUCAGUUGUAAUACAGAGCAUGCUCACAAACACACCCUUACAGGCAUGGCUUUUCUCUGUGCUUCUUCAGGUUGAAGCUUUUUGUAAAUUUUUUGCCGCACACCGGACACGAGUACGGCCGCUCCCCCGUGUGGACCAUCAUGUGUUUUUUCAGUUCACUGUUAAUUCUGAAGGCUUUGCUGCAAAACUCGCACACAAACGGCCGCAACCCGACAUGUUUGGCUCUUUGGUGAGCGACUAAGCCGGAUUCCCACUUGUAAGUCAGGCCGCAGUCAUCGCACUUAAACGGUCGUCCUUCUGUGUGUUUAACCAUGUGAACCUUGAGCUGCGCUGGAGUCGGCCAGCCUUUCCCGCAUGUCUCACAGAGGUACUUCUCCUCCCCUUUGUGUCUAUUCAGGUGAUAUGUCAGGUAUGUUUUUUGAUAGAAGGUUUUGCCACACACUGGGCAUGGGUAACCAUCUGUGUGCCUCACCAUAUGCGCCUUCAGGCUGUCUUUUGAACUGAACUGCUUCCCGCAGUAUGAACAAACAUUGGGUGGCCGCUCUCUGUGCUUUCUCUGGUGCAUAAUCAGGUUAACUCGAAAUUUAAAACUUCUUCCACAAGUUUCACAAACGAAUGGCGUAACGCUUACUCUUGCAGUAUGUACGUUUUCAUGCCUCUUGAUUUCUCCAGGCUCUCUGAAGCCUUUCUUGCAGAUAGGGCACAGGAAUAAUGGUUUGUUUUGCUGAUGUCGAAGCAAUUCACACAACCUUAAAAAGGUCUUCUUACACAAAGAACAAGGGUAUGGGCCUCUGAAAUCGUGCAACUCUGAGUAAUGUCUUUUCAGGAGCUCCAUUUUUGUGAAGUUCUUUUCACACAUGCAGCAUUUAAAGGUUUGGGCUUUUUGCUUGGAGCCUCCUGCACCAUCAGCACUGGAUGGUUUUUGGAUUUUAGAUGUCUCAGAACUUUUCUCAGCCCGGCUCCCGUCACAGCUAUCAGCUGAGAAGAAAUCACACCCACAGAUAAUCAAAUAGUUAGUGUUUGUUUUUCUUUGAGAAGCUGCUUCUGAGCAUUUUUUCUGAUGCUUUUCGAAGCUCAUGCAGUAAGUAAAGCGAAGGCCACAUUCCUGGCAUGUCAGAGGUGGUUUACGAGUCUUCGAGUCUUCUGGUGCAUCUGCAGUUAUUGAGGUCUGACUCUGUUUACUGGAAAUUUCUGUGUUCUUAUCUUUGUUAUUAGUACUUGAGGAGUAGCUCUCUAAAUGCCGGUUUAAAGCUUUGCAUUUACCUUCGUUGUGCACCUCUUCAGAGCUGUCGAAGUCUUCUCCGCAGUGAGAACAAAGACAGGGACUCUGUUCAGUGUGGCAUUUCAUGUGCUUCAUCAAGUCAGUAGAACGGGUAAAUAUUUUCUUACAAGUGGAGCAUUGUUUGACACGACUGUUUCUUUUACAUGUUUGGUCUUGGUUUUUCUCCUUGGGUUUGUGGAGUUUAUCCUCAGCACUCUGUUCAGAGAGAUUAGCUGAGCUCGAGGAACACUUUGGGUCCGUCUCUGAGCAUUUACUUUUGACUGCACAAACCGGCUGGUGUUCAUCAAACUUUAUGCUGCUGGCAAACACUUGAUCGCAAACAUGACACACUAAACUACCGUCGUUGUUAGACAGCUCAGAGUUUGUGCAGCUGCUCUGGCAUGAUGGGCUCAGUGUUAUAGCUCUUCCAAGUGAUGACAGCUUAGUCUCACCUUUAGUUACUUUACUCUCGCUGCAAGUCCUUGGUUCGGAGUGUAUCUUAACAAAAGAGCCGCUUUGACUUGAAGAAUCUGCCUGCUUCAUCCUCUUUGGAGCACUGUGUGUUAACUUGUGUUUCUUCAGUCUCCAGCGAGAACUGAAAUCUUUGCCACAAACGGGACACUUGAAAGUCUUCACAGGUGUCCUACGAACGGUUUUCAAAUGGGGCAACCAUUUUUGAUCCAUGUGGUCUUCAUCACUGGACUCAGUUUCAUCAAAAGAUGGAAGGAUAACUUCCACAGAGGCUCCCUGGUCCUCAAUUACAUCGUCGACACUUACGUCUUCUUUUUCUUUUUUAGAUUCACUGUCAAGUAAGUUAUUCAUCUGCCAAUCCUUUGGGUCAAAUAUGGGUUCAGAUUUGACCUGUGGGAAGCCUUUGUCAUGGUCCAUAUUUGUUAGGCGAAAGGACAGGCUGGACAGGAUGUAAUCAUCACCGCAGGAAGAAAAAGCUAAGAUAGAAUAAAAGGGAACCAAACACAAAUUCACAUCAGUAUCUGUAGAAAUUAGAGACUGAAACAGUUUCUGUGAGGGCUACCUUGAGAGACUCUGUGCCCACGGAGCCUGUGAUGUUGAAGGAGUGUUUUUAGAGGAUGAGGCUGAUUCACAAAGUCCACACACUCUUUUAAGAUAACAGGGGAGGGACUAAGCCACAGGGAAAUCUAGAGGCAGAACAGAACAGAAACUUAAUUUCAGAUAGACUGAGAAAGUUUAUGAAGAGAGAAAAAACAAUGUAUGGGUCAGGGUUUCGUGCAUCACGCUUUUUUUCUGUGCUCACAAACUAAUUUUGAUUACUAACCACAUGUAUUCAAAGUGCACUGGAGCAUCUCUAUUUUUUCUGGUUGUUUGUAAUUUCAUUUGUCUCAUAAUUACUCUUUGUCGGGUACUCACUUCAUCAAGGUUAGGAACAGGCAGCAGCUCCUGCAGGUUAAGGAGGAAUUUCUUCAUUAGAGCCUGUAGUGCCGAGUCAUAUUUAGCACCAAACACUGUUGGGAAGAUACUCUAAAAAUGUAGAAAGGAAAGUGUCCUGUCAUAUUUCACAACUUACUUAACAUUUCAAUCAAGAGAUCUUGAGAGCUACAUUAAAAGCAGCCAUCUCAUCAAGUAGAAGAACUUUAAAUACCAGAAAUAAACUUAAAGAGCAUAAUAUGAUGGAUAUUUGACACUAAAAAGAUAUAGUACCAGUCUACUGACCUGAUAAAAGCUAUCCCUCUGACUCUGAUCUUCAGCCAGAGUGUGAGCAAGCCUCACAAAGUUUGACACUGAAGCUUUAACCUCAGGAUUGGAAGUCUUGAAAAAAAGAAACAAGGACACAGAUAAGUGAAUACAAAUCUCAAAAGUAUUACAAAAGUUAUACAGAUUCAAUCUGGGCACUGACCUCUUUAUCCUGGUUUGUAAUGAAGGUGUUCAUUUCACUCAGAUGAUGCUGAAAGUCCUGCUGGUCUGCAAAUGUAUCAGUUCGACACAGCUCUAGUAUCACCUGUUGACGAAGGAAGAAACAAAAACCAUCCACUUGAGAAAAACACCUUUAACAGAGAUUUUAUUACAUUAUUUAAGACUAUUCAACAGUAGUUUUGGUAUGGGUAUUUUUAUUCUUAAUGAUGCCACAUGAACUUCUUAUUAAAGAAGUUAUACAGACCAAAGUUAAUGCUGUACAAAUAGCUAUUAUUUUAUAAACAAUAGCGAUUGAAUGGUUUUGUUUUUUAUCCAACUUUUCGUUAUAGUGGGGUGGCACAGUGGUGUAGUGGUUAACACUAUCACCUCACAGCAAGAAGGUCGUGGGUUUGAAUCCGGGUCAGGGCGUUUCUGUGUGGAGUUUUCAUGUUCUCCCAGUGUCUGUGUGGGUUUACUCCGGGUACCCCAAUUUCCUCCCACAUCCAAAAACCAUGCAGAAGUGGGGUUAGGUUAAUUGGCCACUUUCAAAUUGCCUGUAGGUGUGAAUGUGGAUGGUUGUUUGUCUCUAUGUCAGUCCUGGGAUCAACUGGCGACUUGUCCAGGGUGUCCCCUGCCUUCGCCUGAAGAUGCUGGGAUAGGCUCCAGCCCCCCGCGACCCUUGGAACGGGAGUAAGCAAUGGAAAAUGGAUGAAUGGACGGACGGAUGUUCAUUAUAGCCAGUAACAUAAGUCUGCUUGUCACUGGCUCUCACUGAAGGUGGCAUACUUCUUUUUCUGGUAUCAGACACUCAAUAAAAUUUUGAGUUAACAGUGAAAACCUAUAGUCUACUUUUUUUAUAAUCAAAGAAAGGCAUUGAUAAGGGAAUCGUUAAAGAAUUGAAUCGAUAGGCAGAAUUGAUAAUGGCAUCGAUAUCAAUUAAAUCUGAUCAAUUCCCAUCCCUGAGGUCCUAUGAUUAAUUUUGCUUAUUCUCAAAAGCAAAAUAAGCUCUUGUAGUUUAAUUUAAAAACAAUGUGGUGUGCUUCUCGAAUUUGCAGUUCCUUUUAAUAAAAUGGGGGUAUAUUGUGAGUGAUCAUUUGCAUCAUGAAACAUUUCAAUUUGCAGACAGGUUUUCCAUCCAUUUUACCUUUGCACGUAAGCCAAUCACUAGUUGGACUCUCUCAGUGUGAGUGAGCAGCUCAGGAGCAGCAUCCAGCACUGUGGUAACGAACUCGUCCAGCACUCCGUAGUACACCACAGCUCCACGCCUCACUAUCUCCAACAGAGCUGCAGACAUGAGCUGCAGAGGGGGGACGAGGAGGCGCAAAGAGGACAGGGGAGGGAAACCUGAGGAUGCACAUGUUAGGGAUGAAAUUGCAUGCAACAGAGUACAGACUGAUUUUUAGUAACGUUUCAGAGAAAAUAUCACCUCUGCAAGAUAAUACUCGCCGUAAGUAAUCUUAAAAAGGUCUAGCGCUGUGUGUUAGUCUGCGGACUGACUAGAGGCAGUGUCUCUUAAAUGGUAAAUACUCACUAUUGUCCAUCAAUGUCUUGUUCAUGCUGUCGUUGUGGAAAUUUUGACCAAACAUCGCCGCCAUAUGAAAACGCCUGACCAUGGGAACAUGGAAGGCACGUCCGGACGUCUCCGUGGAAAGGCCUCAUUACGUCAUUACGUUCAGCUGGCGCCUAUCAACGCCACUAGAUGGUGGCAUUUAAAACAUAAUGCAUUUUGCAGGUCUGAAGCAAUGUAAACAGCCUGAAAAUAGCUGCUCAAAUUUGAGUGUUUUUUUCUUCUUUUUGAUGCCUCUUUGAGUUUAGCUGCAUUUGGGCAUUUUAUAGGUCACAGUUUGUAAAAUGAAGAUGUUGUUAACUUAAACAUACAGUAUAACCCCUGAUACCCGAAGCAGUCUAUGGAGCACCACUGCUCUCUGGUAGAGCUGUGGUUUCUCUGCAGAAGUAUACAGCAGGGGGUUGAAUGUGUUAAAACAGUAGACCUGAAAUACUGAUUCUUUAGAAGAUUAUUAGAGACCUUGAUAAACCUUUAAGGUCGUUUUGGUGGUAACAAUAUUUAUCACAUAAACCCCUGUGCGAAGGCAAGGCCCAGUUCCCUCAGUUUGUCAAAAGAGGCCCUCCAGACAUGUCACAACACAUGUUGAAAUAUCCUUUAACCAACCCCCAAGAAAGCAAGUUUUUUUUUUUUAUGGUGUGAAAUGCUGACUGCAUGUCCUGUAAGUUUUCCCAGAUAGAUUUUCAUAACUCUUGAGGACAUUUAGAUCAUGAGUUUAGUUUUUUCUGCAUUGAGAAAAAGUUGCAGACAACAGAACUCAUCUUGUAUUAAAUUAAAUACAUGCUAAGGAUUCAACCCAUUGGUUUUAAAACAGAAGGUAUUAUGAUAAACACUAUAUGGGCAUUUAUCAAAGCUAGUUUUCUUCUUUCUUUGAUCUCAUACAUGCAUUCUUUCCACAGAUCUUGACAUGUUUUGGUGGAAACUUUUGCCUUCCUCAUAAGUGUCACUUGGUGGUAGAUGUCACGCAUCAUAUCAGAUGGUGUUGAUGUAAGGCACUGAAGACAUAAUGAACACCUUUCAACUAAUAAUCAGAGCUAAUGAGCAGAACAGUAAUGUCAAGUGUUACCAACAAGUCUUUGAUAAUCAGACCAGUUUUAUUCUCAAAGAAAGACUCUAUUCACAAUAACAAAUGUCCCUUUUCUAUUUAAAAAUAAAAAACUUUAUGUUCGAAUCCAUAAUUAAUUUAUGAAUACUUUGGAUAGACAGAACAUAGAGUACACAUGAAUGUUUUAGAAGAAUAUUGCAUUGCACGAGUCCCCACUGAGCAAUAGACAGCUACUAGACGUCUAGUUUUUUUGUUUUUUUUAGACUUAAUUUCAACCGUCUAGAUUCUGCAUAUCUUUAGACAGAAUUUAGGCAAUGCACUUUAGCCUAUUAUUAGAUAACUAUUUAUUUCAAAAAGCAACUGUGAGUUGCAAAACCAAACCAAAAUAAUUGUGAUAGCCAUUGAGCAAUAUACAGUGUAGUAUAGAUAUAGCUCAGAUACAGACUUGGUCUAAAUUUAGAUUUCUAAAAAACAUUCAUUUUUAGAUCUGUGGUAGCCUGAUCUUAGACCAGUCAUCUAGGCUACAUUUAGAUGUCUAUUAGACCUAUAUUAUUUGCUAUAUUAGAAAAAAAUGCUCAGUGGGUCAUCAUCAGUUUCAACACAGCGCAUGCUCACACCCUUACAAACAUGGCUUUUCUCUGUGCUUUUUUAGUAGAAAUUUUUUCAUAAAUUUUUUGCCACACAAUGGACAUGAGAACCGCCGUUCUCCUGUGUGGACCGCCAUGUGAUCCUUCAGCUGACUCUUGAUUCUGUAGGCUUUGCUGCAAACCUCACAUACAAACGGCCGCAAACCAAGAUGUUUGUCUCUGUAGUGAGCCAUCAAACCAGAGUUUCUCUUGUAAGUCAAACCACAGUCAUUACACAUAAACGGCUGCCCCUCUGUAUGUUUCACCAUGUGAACCUUGAGUAGAGACCGAGUAGGCCAGCCUUUCCCACAUAUGUCACAGAGGUACUUCUCCUGCCCUGUGUGUCUCUUCAGGUGAUAUGUAAGGUAUGCUUUUUGAUAGAAUUUCUUCCCACAUACUGGACAUGGGAAACCAUCUGUGUGCCUCACCAUAUGCGCUUUCAGGCCAUCUUUAGAACUGAACUGUUUCCCGCAGUAUGAACAAACACUGGGUGGUCGUUCCUUAUGCCUCCUCUGGUGCCGAAUCAGAUUAAAUUGGAAUUUGAAGCUUUUCCCGCAUGUUUCACAAACACUAGGUGUUGCACUCGCAGUAUGUACUUUUUCGUGUCUUUUUAUUUCCGCUUGACUUGAGAAACCUUUCUUGCAGGUUGGGCACAGGAACAGCUGUUUGUUUUGCUGAUGCCGGACAAGUUCAUACAACCUUGAAAAAGCUCUCUUGCACAGAAUGCAGGGAAAUGGGCCGCUGACAUCAUGUGACUCCGAGUAAUGCCUUUUCAGGAGCUCCAUAUCUGGAAAGAUCUCCUCACACAUGCUGCAUUUACAGGUUCUGGCUUUAUCCUGAGAAACUCUUGUAUCGUCUUCAGUUGUUUCCAGACCUUUUUCAUCGUGGCUGUCAUUGGUACUUCCAGCUAAAAAGAAAUCACAUCCACUGAUAAUGAAAUACUUUUUGUUUGUUCUCUUUUGAGAAGCUGCACCUGAACAUUUACUCUGGUGCUUUUCAAAGCUCUUGCAAUAGGUAAACCGCAGACCACACUUCUGGCAGGUCAGGGGUGUUGCAAAGGUCUUUGAGUCUGCAAGUGCAUCUUCACUUGACGAGGUUUGACUCAUUUCACUAGAAACUACCGUGUUGCCCUGAUUCCUACUGUUUCCACAGUAGUCCUCUAAAUGCUGGUUUGAGGCUCUGCAUGUGUCUUUCUUUUGUGUUUCACUGUCUUUAAAGUCUGAACUUGAUGGGUUUGUUUCCAUCGUCUCAGAACUUUCUCCAGCAUCACUCUUUUUAGAGCUGCCGGCUAAAAAGAAAUCACACCCACCAAUGCUAACAUAACUGUUGUUGGUUUCACUUUGGGAAGCUGCUCCAGAACAUUUUCUCUUGUGGUUCCUGAAGCUCUUGAAAUGAGCGAACUGCUGGCCACACUCCUGACACGUCAAAGGUGGUGUAAGUGUCUUUAAGUCUGCUUGUGUAUCUGCGGUCGAUGAGGUCUUUCUCAUUUCACUGGAAACCAAAGUGAUCUCCAGAGUUCUCCUUCCUUCGUUGUUCAGUAAAUAUUUCUCUUCAUACUGGUUUGAAGCUCUGCAUGUACCUUCCUCUGGGGUUUCACAGAUUUCAGAACUUUUAAGGACCACAAUGGACGGGGUUUCCUCCAUUGUUUGAGCACUUUUCUCAGCAUGACUCUCAUUGGUGUUACCAGCUGAAGCAGGAUCACUACCACUGAAAAUUAAACGGUCCGAGUUGCUUAUCUUUUGAGAGGCUGCUUCUAAACAUUUUAUCUGGUGCUUCUCAAAGCUCUUGGAGUAGAUAAAACACAUGCCACACUCCGGACAUGUCAGAAGUGGUUUACGAGUCUUUGAGUUUAGGGCUGCUUCUGUGGUUGUUGUGGUUCCACUCAUAUCAGUAGAAAUUACCGUGUUCUUGCAAUUCCCUUUAUUUUCACUGCUUACUGAGUAGUCCUCUAUAUGCUGGUUUGAAGCUUUGCAUUUACCCUCCUGGUGAUGCUUGAAGUCUUCGUAGCUUUCAAAGUCAAUACUGCAGUGAGAACAGAGGAAAGGACUCAGUUCAGUGUGGCAUUUCAUGUGCUCCAUAAAGUCAGCAGAACGAGUAAAUAUCUCUUUACAUAUUGAGCACUGUUUGACGCGACCGCUUCUUUUACAUGCCUGGUCUUUAGAGAAGCUGGAAAAUUGGGAUUCCCGGGGUACUUUGAUCGAUGUUUCAGAAGAGGAUGAUUCGCUGUGAUGAGCUGGGCUUGAGGGACAAUGUGAGUCCAUCUCCUCUUUGCAUUUACUCCUGCCUGCACAAACUGGCAGGUGUUUCUUAAAGCUUUUCUUGCAAGCAAACACUCUGUCACAAACGGGACAAAAAGGGCAGCGGUCAUCAUUGGACAUCUCAGCGUUUUGGAGAUCCAGAUUAACGGGGUCGUCGGUUUUCACACUCAAGAAUGUCGACAACUCAGUCUCACCUCUGAGAGCUUUGUUGUCACUACAUGUCCUCAGUGUGUGAUGUGAACUUACCUCCUCAAAAGGGCUACUUUGACUUGUGGAAUCUAAAUGAGUCAUUGGUGCUGUAAUAAAAGCACAAUGGGUAAUCUUGUCCUCUUUUUGUUCUUCGAGAGAACGAACAUCUUCAAGCUUAUAGCACUCGGAGGUCUUCACAGAGGUCAUACGAACAGUCUUUAAACAGGGAAACCAUUUUUGGUCCAUGUGUUCUUCAUCACUGGACUCCAUUUCAUCAAAAGAUGGAAGGAUUACUUCCACAGACGCUCCCUGGUCUUCAGUUACAUCGUCGACACAUUGCUGCCCAUGUUCUUCCACACUUUUUUCAAGCUCUGAAUAAAGCACCUUUAUGUCCUCUUUAACUUUUUUGGACUCACUGUCAGGAAAGAGAUUUAUCUGCCAAUCUUCUGGGUUGCAUAUGGGUUCAGAUUUGAUUGGUGGGAAGCCUUUGUCAUGGUCCACAUUUGUUAGGCGGAAGGACAGGCUGGACAGGAUGUAAUCAUCACCAGAAAUAGAAAAAUCUAGAGUAGACAGACAAGACAACAAAAACAAUUUUUUACCAGUGACUUAAGCUAAAAAGAAAAAUAAACUUCCUCCUGGAAGAACUACCUUGGUUAACUUUGUGCCCAUGGUGUUUAUGAUGCUGAAUAAGUGUUUUCAGUGGCUGAGGCUGGUUCAUGAAGUCCACACACUCUUUCAAGAUGGAAGAGGAGAGACUGAGCCCCAGGGAGGUCUUGAAAUAGAAAAGAACAGAGAGUCAAUUUCAGAUGGAACACCUCAUCAGCAUUUCAGGAAAUAUGUAUUCAUACAUUUUCUUAAUUUAAAAAUUAAUAAAAGAAAAAUCAAUUAGACCGCCGUUUGCUAAGAUGGAUGUUUGUACACGUGCCUCAGACUGCUCAAGGAGAAGGAGAAAAAAUUUUAAAAAGGUGACUGCAAAUCUUUUUAUUCUGUCUAGUUACGAUAGCUUUUCAUAUGCAAAAAAAAAAACAUCCCCCCAGCGAUUUAAAGUCCUGACAGGGAAAACAGAUAAUGGUAGGUGUUUGUAUCAUCUAGUUUCCAUAAAAAUGUUUCAACAAAAGAGAGAAUGGUGUACAAAAUGGCAUUAAAAAUAACAAUCUGAUGGUUGAAAAAUCAUAGAAAUACCAUUUUUAGUGAACUGACUGACCUUUAAAUUUAAUACCAGCCACACAGUUUGAAAAAAUUGGAAGUUGAUAAAACAACUUCACAACUAAACUUCAAGAGAGGAAAUCAUUUCCACUGCUUAUCUGUAAUUGUUUGCUGACAUACAACUAUUCUGUGGACAAACAAAACAUUUUAGAGGUGGACUCUUAUAAAUAUAAAACAUCAAGAUUUAUACUAGUUGUAAAUCUAUUUAUUUGUACCUACUUGCUCAAGGUUAGGAACAGGCAGCAGCUCCUGCAGGUUGAGGAGGCAUUUCUUCAUUAGAGCCUGUAGUGCUGAGUCAAAUUUAGGGCCAAACACUGUUGGGAAGAUAUACUUUAAAAAGACAGAGAAAAGCAUGUUACAUUUUUAAAUACUCACUUUAAACCUGAUUUGAUUCCAAGAGAAAUAUGUCAUUUUACCAAAUAGAACAAAUCUAACACAGACUGUGAUGUCCAUGUCUCAUGAGUUAUCAGUGAUCAGAGGUUCUGCCCCGCUCUAGCUUGACAGCCGUACAAUAUAAUCAAUCACAAUAAUGUUGCAAAUAUUGACAAGGUUACGCUUUAUAACCCCUCUCAGACAUUUCUUACUUCACAAAACAAUCACAAAACAAUGUAAAAACUCCAAACCCACUCACCUUGAAAAAGAUAUCCUUCCGGCACUGAUCUUCCACCAAUGUGUGAACAAGCUUCAGGAAGUUUGUAACCGAAGUUUGGACCUUAGAAUCUGAAGUCUUUAUAAAACAAAAAAGAAUGUAGAUUAGUGAAUAAAACAGACAGAAAGUAUUAUGGACAUUUAACCACGGAACUGACCUCUUUAUCACAAUUUGUGAUGUAGGUGUUCAUUUGACUGAGAUGAUGCUGGAGGUCCUGCAAACUGGCUAGUGUGUCAUUGCGACACAACUCUAGCACCACCUGUUGGCAAGUAAAGAGACAUUACCAGGCUUGAUUUUUUCUGACAACCAUCACAAUGUUCGUACUUCACUAAGCAGUGUUAGUGGACAUGUGUUGCACUCAGUGGUUGUUCUUAAAAUGAAUGAUCCUUUCCAAAGUCCAAAUUGGACUGAGACAUCAUGACACCCAGGCCUUCCUCUUUUUCUUUUAUCUCUUUUACCGCUAUCUUAUUUCAACUUACUGUCCUUUUAGCCUUUGUUUUACUUAUAAUCUUUUCUUAUUUUACCUUUUAGGCCUUUUAUUGAUUUUAUUACAGCUUUUCAUAUUGGGAUAACAACUAAACUGCAAUUAAUCAUGCAGCCAAGAUAGUAAGUGGAGCUGUCACACAAAAUCAGUGGAAUAAAAGAAGAGAUUUACCAUCAUACUUUAACUGGAGUAGCAGUGCUCUGGAUUGAGAGUCGUGUUGUGUCGUUCACAAACGAUUCGUUCAAGAGAACUGAAUCUUUUAAGUGAUCAUACUGAACAGAAUCACUUCCUCAAGUGAUUCGUUCGUUUCUCACUUCAGUUGAGCUGUCAGCAGCACAGCUGGUAUGGCAUGCAGCAUUGCCAGGCAAGCAGCCAGGGAACAAGGGACUGCAUGCACAGACACCUAAAUCACUUGGUAAACAAAUCACGCAUUGAACUACACUCUAAGGAAUCAUUUUUUGGGCAAAACUAACUUUGCUACCACAACAACCUGCAUACAACAGGACACAGUGUGUAACAAGUAGUGCAUAAAAGCUACGGCAUCCUAUCAUUGCAACGGUUUGCGAAAAAAUGAUGAACGAAUCACUCACUGAGCCCAAUAAACUGAGCAGACCUGAUAAAUAGCAUACCAUAGGACAGUACUCUUUAAACAGCAAGAGUUUUAAACAAGUUCCUUUUUACAAACCUGUUUGCCAAAGCAACACAGCCAAACACUCAUAUCCCGUUCCCAGAAGAUAUAAAUUGAACUAAAUCCUGAACAUUCAGCCGUGUAUCAGUUCAGGAGGUCGGAGUUGCAGGCUCCUCCUGCAAAGCGCUGAAUGAUUCGGUGAACGAAUCUUUUGAGCGAAUCUUUUUUUGUAAACUGAUUCAAGUGAUUCAGUACAUCUAAAAGAACUGUCGUGCCCAUCACAAACUGAGAGGCUGUGCAGCACUGCAGUUACACUCACCACUGCAGACAUGUGCUGAGUCGCAUGUCUGCAUUGUAUCAGAUUCUACAGUUAUUCAGACAGUUAAUCUAGUCAUUUUACCUUGGCACGUAAGCCAAUCAGCAGCUGGACUCUCUCAGUGUGAGUGAGCAGCUCAGGAGCUGCAUCCAGCACUGUAGUAACGAACUCCUCCAGCACUCCGUAGUACACCACAGCUCCACGCCUCACUAUCUCCAACAGAGCUGCAGACAUGAGCUGCAGAGGGGAGACGAUGAGACGCAAAGAGGACAGGGGAGGGAAACCUGCGGACACAGGAGUUUAAAGUAAUAUCUAUUUUUCGCAUCAAUACAACUAUACGACACGUGUUUAGCAGUAGUACAAUAUUCGGCACAACAGCUUGGAUAAAUGCGCACUGAACGGAGGUUAUGUUUUAAUAAUGUUGAAUACUCACCAUGGUUCAUGAAUGUCUUGCUCAUGAUGUCGUUUUGGACAUGUUAGCUUUAAAUCGCCACCAUAAAAAAGCUGUCUGGUUAAAGGAAUAUGGAAGGCACGUCUGACGCACCAGACAUCUCCUUGGGAAAGUAACUCAUUACGUCAUUACGUCCAAACGUAAACUAGGAAAACUAUUAAACAAAAAAGAUGGCGUUUAGAUAGCUCUGGGGUGUUAACAUUCAUAAUAUUUUUUAUUAAAUGAAAAAGGCACAGAAAUAGGGGCGAAGACGAACUUUUUAUCAAUGUGUGGUACUUUUUUAAUUUGCUAUGAGGAAGGUUGUCGCCAAAGUUUGCCACAAGAUGGCGGCCUUUGUCAUGUGAAAAGUCUGCAAAUCUGAAAUGGAGUUAAAGUGUCACACAUGAGUGUGCCUAAUGUGUCCAUUACAGUGUCAACUGUUUUGUCUGGGACCAUAGAAAUUAAGUUUUAACAGUUAGUCUCAAGAGCACAUUUACAAAAUAAUGUAUUCUAUCAUGAAUGGUUGAAACCACACACACACACACACACACACACACACACACAUAUAUAUAUAUAUAUAUAUAUAUAAGUGGUAAGUUAGACUUCCCAUGGUAUAAAUUUCGCCCAUAAUGUCCAUCCACUGUCCCAGUAGCGGGCGAUCAGUUUUCAUCCAGUUCCCUGAGAUAGCCUUUUUGCAUGCAGUAAUCAAGAUCUUGAAUAAAUAAACAUCUACUUGUUCCAUUACUUUCUCAGGUAUUGCUCCCAAAUACAGGAAUUUGGGAUCUCUUUGAAUGAUAUAGUGCAGGAUUUUUCCCAGAGUCUCAUUCACUUCGUCCCAGAAAGGUUUUAUCUUUAAUCAUGACCAGAAAAUAUGGGUAUGAGUGGCGUCAUCCCAGGCCACACUGCCUCCAACAGUGUUGUUUUUUGUCCAGAUAUUUACCAGUAAUGAAAAAAAGAAGCGAGAUCAAUUCCUCCAUCCAAAAAGACGCCACUUUUGAGAAUUAGCAGAGGCUUGCUGUGUUUUAUACAUGGAGUCACUCAUCUUCAAUCUUAUAUUUAUUUCUAAUUCCCAAUUGUACUUUAUAUAAAAAGAAUUCUGGCCAUUACUUUUCUGGAGACCUUAAUAUAGCUUUGUGACAAUCUUUGAGGGAGUUUGUUUGUAUGCUCUUAAACAAUAGUUUUAAUUGCUCAUGAUGACGGCAUGUCUAACUUCUGAUCCAGUUCAAUCUGUUGUCUCUGAACCUAAAUCUUUUACUUGAAUUCAAAAAUUUUUGCUUUGUUUUACUAACUUUAUAAUCUAUACAACUAAUCAGAGGUAAUGUUCCAUUGCUUAUGACUGCGAUGCCAGCUGAUUUUGGAUGGUAUCCAUUAGAAACGUGAAAUUAUUUAAUUAAUCAGUAAAUGUUUCCACAUGUUUCACAUUUAAAACUCAUAUUGUCCAGCCUCAUACAGAGACCAGGAGAAAGACAGUCCAGUCCAGGGGAAAAAAAAAGAUAGGCAGGAGUGAAUUCUAGCAGAAAUGAAAAGCGAGCAAUCAUCUAUUUACAGAUUUCUGACUCUGUAGACAUAAGCAUCUCACCACAAUCCCUGACAGAGUGUGACAGUACCCUGAACAUCUCUGUUGGCUUCAGCAUCUGAGCAGAAUUAUAUUUACACUGACUAUUAAUGUCAAGAGGGAAAGUUGUGCCUUUGCAUGACAGUUUAAGAAAACAAGAGUAUACAUUUCUAUCUCAGUUUGAUAUUUUUCUUGCUCUGAGUCCAUGUUUGAUGUCUUUCUGAAAUAUGUUGUAGUCUGAGGCUUUUACGUAAUCACAUCACAUUACACUGCUGCUUGUCAGGGAAAAGAUUGAGCUUAAUGCUGAAGGUGGAGCCAAGAACUGCAUAAAAAAACUUGUAAGGAAUCAUUCUCCUUACAGAUUAUAAUUGCAUAACUAUCCGUCACAUUUCCCCAUUGCAAAUAUGAAAAGUGGGAAAGGCAAGGCGCCGCACUUUUACCAUCUAAUUAAUUCUCUUUUAGAUUGUGUCAAGGAAAUGUGGUAAUGUGUGUGUGUCUGUGCGUGUGCAUGUUUGAAGAAGGACGACAGAUAAUAUGCAGAGAGAGAAUGACAGAUGGGAAGAGACAGAGAGAUACAGGGAGAACAAGAACAGCAGAUUUGUAGUGACAGGCUGCUCAGUCAAAAACUAAGAUUAUUUAGCCCUAAAACUGCGCCACAUCCCAUUGAAACUAGUUAAAGCCAGAAUCCCAACAACACUGUCAACUUUCUUGCAUACAAGAUAUCACCAAUUUAUCUUUUUUUCCCUCCGAUUCAUUCAAAUAAAUGUUUGCUCUUAGUGCUGCAUGAAAAAUAACAUUUACUGAGGCGCAUGGCAACAAAACUGUGAGCUAACAUCCAUCAGAUGUGAGUCAGAAGAGAUUGGCAAAUACUUCUUAGCAGCUUUGGGUGAGCUCACUUCAUGACUUAAAAGUUUAUUUUGACAGUUUGGAACAAGUGUCAGGUAUGUUAUCAACUGCUCAAAAGCAGACUUUUUGCAGGAUUGCUAAUUUUAUGCUGAAUUAGUCAAAAUUUCACAAGCAAGAACCAUCAAAUUAGCUUUCCAGUUGUAUGUAAACAAAUCUUCGUUAACACGUGAAUGCUGUUCACUCUUUUGAGUCUAACUGAGUCUGUCUCUAAGUAAAUUGUUAUUGUUUCAGGAAGAAAGGAGUUAAAAGAACAUCCCUUGAAGUGCACAGCAUCAUUCUCAAGGGAAGUUUAAUAAGAAACCAGAACUAAAACAAAAGAGUAUAAUGAGUCUUUUGAAUAUCAGGUGAUUUAAAGUUGCCCCAGAAAGUGUUUUACAUAUUUCUAGUAACUCUUUUGCGUGUUGCAGGUGUAAAAAUCACAUCAUUAAGCCUUUAGAGUCUAUACUAUAUAUCCAAUUAACUAAUGCAUGUUCACUCCAUCCUCUCCUAUGCCAUGAAUUAACGAAAGUGAUGUACCGUGCACUGAUCAGAACUGCAUGUAACAGCAGUUACAUAACCUCAAUGCCACAUGUGACCGACCGUUGUUCUUUGUAGCCAACAGAUGACCUGUCUUUUAGCUUGUGUGAUCUGAUUCUUGAAAAAAAUAAUCAAGCAGAAAAGCAAGGUGAAAGUAUCCCUGAGCUGAACAUGUAUAUUAGCACAUAUCGUAGCCAUGCAGCGAACAGCCUUGUACUUUGGUCUUAAGUGUGUUUAAGAUAGAGAUAAUUAAAAGUCUUUAGGCCGAAUAAUGUGCACUGAUGGGAGCAAAAUAUGGGGGUUACAUAACAUCAUACAUAAAAAUAGCCCAUUCCUGCAAGUUUCCUGAACUUCCCCACACACGAGUGCAAGAGAGUGAAAGUUUGCACUAAAACGAGGCAACAUGAGGGCAGCUGCCUGCUGCAUUGCACCGUGGUGGGAGUAAAUCAAGUGCUUCUGUCCCUCAUUUCAGAGAGGGCUUUGAUGUCACUGGAAUAAGCCGCAGCUCAUUGAAGGAACAUCAAAGUUAGUCACCCCAAGCCCACGACCAUCCACUGCUUGGGAGGAAACACGUGAAUGGAAAUGCCCUGGGGUCCUCUAUCUUUUUCCAUGAUUAACGCCUCAUUAACUAGCUAUUAAUGUUAUCAAUUAGCUCCAAAAUGUGCUCAGUUACUGCAGGGAUCAAGUGAGCGGCUAUUUGGCAUUUGUGAUGUAAAGACAGAAUAUUUAAUGCUUUGCUUUGACUGAAGGCUGAGCUCUCUCUCAUUUGAAGUAUUGAGCUCUCUGAUCACUGAUUAAGGUCCCUUAGCUGUGUUUCUUUGCUCUGAUUGUAAUUCUCUGGGCUCAGUUCAGAUUAGAUAAAUGUUAUUGUUUUUCCUCUGCCUCUGUUGUCUCUUGCUGUUUCUCUAGUUCUCACUUUCGUUAUCAAUUCCACAUCACUGAUGGAAUUUGUGGGUAUAUGAGCAUUUACGAGCCAUAGGUCAGUGUUUCCAUCUUCUAAAGGUUUCCUAGUCCCACAGCUCACACAGAACUAGAGAUUUUGCAGUUUUUGUCAAACUAAGACAAACUUGUUUUCAAUUGUGUUGUUCAAUCGGUAUCUUGCUUUGAAAGAGUUGAGAGUUGGCAUGACAAAAAGCACAGAAGAUUAGCAAAUUAUGUCAUUUUUGGUCUAGUUGACCUUGCUCACUAAAUCCCUCUGAGUCUGAAGGGUCUUCCUUAUAUGGCCUGUCUAUUUACAAAGGCAGGCACGCUCCUUUUUUAUCCUUUCUAUUAGUCAGAAAGGGUCCUGAUGAGCAAGGUUGUUUGAUAAACAUUUAGAGAGAACAGAUUAUGGAAAAUUUUAAAAAUUUUAAACUAUUGUAUAACUCAUAGACUGUAUAUACUAAGGACAACUUGGUUCCGCCUUCUGCCAGUAUACAGAUUUGAAGCCAAAAAGCUUUCUGUAAUUCUGCAUCUUCUCUCCAUUUCCCGAAACUAACAUUGCGCAGUAGCGUUGUACGCAUCUGGUGGGAGAGUCGCUGUGAUGACGUUCGGCCUUUUUAAAAUGGAGCUGUAGAGAGAAAAGAGGACUUGAGCACAAACCAGUCUUACAAUAACUACAUGUCAACAUCGCAACCAGGGGGGGAAAAUAUAUAUUUUGUGUAAUAAAUUUCUAAAGUUUGUCCACAGCCCCAUAAGCUUUGCUGGCAGAGGCAGGAUUUAUGACAUAUACUGCAGCCCAUCAACAGAGGGCGCUGUUCUCGGAGUGGCUUCAAGCAGAUGCUGUCCAUUCUAUAUACAGUCUAUGCUAUUACUUUUAUUUUUGUAAUACAUUGUCUGUCUGGUACCAUGUACAAGGCUGAAGCCAAUGUUAGUGAGAGUAAAUGGGAUAAAUUGACGCUGUUCAUUCAUGGAUCUGUGUGCACACACUCUAUGCCUCCUCCUGCUUGAGUCAUUGGCCCCCACACUCAAAGAAGUGUCAACACGCCCCUGUUAGACUGACUGUUUUGCAUAUCUUGCACCAUGGGGUGUAUCGUUUCUCCCUGGAUAAGCUUGAUUUUCAUCGCACUCUUCUGUCACCAAAAAAAGUUGACUCAUUUUUGCGCAUACCAACUUUUUUUUUUCAUUAAGAUUCAGAUUUCUGUUUUUUUUUUUCCUUUUAGCCCUCAUCAUCAUGAUGAGCCUGAUUUUAAAAACAGAAAGGGUGACUCAUAUUGUGUUAUCAGCUUAAAAUAAGAGUUAUUGGAAUCCUAUUAUCAGACGGGCAACUUUUCCUUCGUUUGUGCACACUGGCCUAUUAGAGGAGCGCACCGAGCAGCCAAUCACAGCCGCUCUCUGCUCAGCUCCACUAAUCGUGGAUUAGCUACAACCGACUGCAGUCCACAGCACAGGGAGGGAGAGGUACUCACUGCCAUUCACUACUCACCCUCUGUUUUAUUAUUAGCUCACUUGGAUCUGGAAGCAGCAGGGACUGUUUUUUUUAUUGCGCACGUAUUGGGAUCUCAGGUAAAGGUGUGGGGAUUCUGCAGGUUUUGUCUCGAUGGAAGCUGUCGUUGUAGGUCAGGUAGGACUCAUCUGAUGGCCCUUUAAUUUUAAACCCACACCGUCGUAACGCCGCGCGCUGAAAGCACUUGCUCCAUUUUCCGCGCACCGAUGUUCAAGACGGCCAAUUACCCGACCGUGGAUCCUGCGCCCACCAUCAUGCACGGCACCUGGUUUUCCACGGGCUGUCGAGAGAACACGGCCGUGGCUGUGGAGAAACCCAAGAAAAAGCCGUUCAGCCUGGUUAAAAUCAUGUCUCUGAGCAACAAGAAAGGGCACGGCCAGUAUCCGCACCACAACAACAACAUGCCCUUUACGAUCCACUGUCACAUCGGGAAAGAGAUAAAGCACAUUUGCAGCAAUUGCAGCCGUGGGAACGAGACACAGGACGGUGAGUAUACAGGCUCGAGCCCUGCGAGGUGUCGCCCAUAGUAGCCCUGCGGUACACUAGCAUCCAGCAUCCACUCCUCAUUGUCUAUGAGAUUUCCAUGCGUCUUUGCGCCUCUAACCUCACCAGCGCUCAUGUUAUUCGCUCUUCUCUGUGUCUCCUUCUUUUGUCUUGAUAUUCUGUACAGUUAGUGGGUCAGAUUUUACCCUUAAACACCAGUGAUUCACCGCUGCUGUUGUGGUGACUGCCUCUGACUGGAUCAGAACUUCCUCAGGCUCGGACUUGUAUCGCAGCAUGUUGUUUUUUUGUUACAAAUAUUUUCAUCUUUUGAUGCUGGAAGCUUGAAUAUCCAUUUAGUUUCAGAUACUGAGCUUGUAUGGGUCAAUAAAAUGGCAGAAAACUGCUUGCUUUUCACACAAAGCCUUUUCCAGUUCAGUGUCAUUACAUCAUUACUCAGCCAUCUUGGUAUGCAAACAAGUGUUUUUAAUUAAAACCAGCAACAUCAGUGUGUUUUGUGUGACCAAGAGGAGAAAGUGGGUUAUAGCUAUGCAACAAAAUACAGUCAGAAUAGAAAUGUUUGUGCGCGCCUGUCUCACCUGCCAUGAAAACACCACAUUUGAACCACUCUGUUUGAAGACUUGGAAGCAGAUUCUCCCAUUUUUUUCUCAGCUGUGCAGAAUGAGCGAAAUUUUCCUCAGCUAGGAUUUUGCCAAGAUUUUAAUUAAUUGUAUUGUUGUGCUCUUAAAGCAUAGAAAUUUAGGGUCUGUGUGUUCUGGCUCGGAAUAGUUGAAUGAAAAUGACUGGGUAUAGUGAGGAUUUGGAACAGUGGCUUAUUGCACCAACACAGACAAACACAAACUGCAUUUACCUCAGCAGCAUGUAGAGGAAUUAGUGCACUGCUUCUGUCUAUUCUGUUUUGUCUUAGCGUCAUUAUCAUGCAAAUUAGAAGUGGUUGUUUCUUGACUCUUUGAUGUUAUUCACUUCCAGCUUUUGUACCACAAAUAAAGUCAUUCGAAUCCCAACCGGAUUCGAUUAGCAUUGACUGUGGAGCUAUUUAUAGAGCGCUUUGGUGUCAGGAUUGCUAAGAUGGUUGGCUCUGAGGUGACGGAGCGCUGAAGUGAUGGUCCAAGUGGGACUGAUUUCUACUGGAUUACUGUCACAUUAUUUAUCAUCCCUGUACCCUCCCAUCACCCUGGGGAGGUGACUGCCCUGCAAACUGAUAUGUCAGUGUUGGCAAACAUCAUGAAUAUGAUGUAAUUAUCUUACAGACAAACUACCAGCACAUCGCCCGACAGCACAUCACGGCUGAUGAUGAUGAUGAUGUGAUGCAAUGUGGUGACACUGACAACUGACAAGACACUUUGUGGUAGAGGUCACCACACAUAUCAGACUCUAGUCUGCUGCACACAUUCAACCAGGAAAACUUGGACUUUUGUUGCCAGAUUUUCAGCCAGUUCUCUUUUCAUCCAUUUACCCUUUUAAAUAUUUAUCCUACUUUAUAGAAAGCCAUUGGCGUUCUUCAAAUCUGCUGAACCAGUCAGAAUAUGGUGGUAAAAAAGCUUUUUACCACUCCUGCAAAGCCCAAAAUGUGAACAUUCUUACUGCAAAUGAUACUGUGGAUGUGGGACAGAAAUGGCAAGCAAGCAUACACAAGAUCUCUGCAAGUCUACUGAUCAUAAUGUGAGGAAAUAAAGGGAUGUCAAUAGAUGCCUAGAAGGUACAGAGUUUUAAAUCAUAAUCAAUACAAGUCUGGGAAUGAAAGCCUGUGCAGUUUUAGCCUGUGUUUUUAUUAUAUAACUGUGAAGAAAAAAUGAUACAAGAAAGUUUAAGGCGAGAUGAGGUUUAAAAUAUUUUUGCAAAAAUAAUCAAUGCAGUGUGUGAUGUGUUUGCAAGUCAAUGGUCAAUAUUUAAUGGGACUUAAGGGGCUUUAUAGGCUGUUUAGAAAGUACAGACUCCAAACUGAAUGUUUGUAUGAUCCCAUCAGUGCCCCAAAAAACAACAUCUUACUGCUUGAAUAAUAAAACUUAUGUCUUAUAUAUUUAAGUAAUAAAAUUUAUCAAGAAAGUAAGUUUAAGAUCCUGCCAUCAGAUAUUUUGAAAUGUGGGAAUUAGGAGAGGUCAAAGGCCGUCUCAAAGUUCAGAGUCUAAAACAUUUGUAAAAGCCUCUUUAGUGCUGUUCUUAUAAAGUUAAACAGAAGAACUGUUUGGCUGAUCAAAGCCAUGCUACUUAAAUUAACACUGCUUCAGACAAACAUCAGUGUCUCUUGAUUUCGUUCAUUAGUUUUGUGAUUUCGGAUCGGUUCAAAAGCUGGUUAUUUUGUUUGAAUGGAAAAUCUGAGUUUGGAGCUGGAGGGUGUUGUUUUGUAAUCCCAGUUUGGGUUCACCCCGGUGUCUUGUUUUUUUGUAAUUAGAGCUGUUUGUAGCCCUUGAUUGCAGCAUAUUUCAAACAUGACAUGCGCUCUCUGUUUUCUUAUUUUUUUGUCCUAAAUAAAUUGCUUAACAUCAGUUGCUUUUGAUGUCCAACAGUACGUAACAGUCUAAAGGGCUGGGCUUUGUGAAUAUUUGAUGAGAACUAGAAAGAUUCCCCCCUUAAUGAGGUGCUUAUUAUCAGUCUGUUUGGUUGUGUUUUGGCAAGCUAAUACCAGCCGCUCAGUGUGAUGCAGCCUCAAACUGCUCAGACUCCUGCGUAAUGCUAUCUGAUAUGAAGGUUUGUUUAUCCUCUUCAAACCUCAUCCAGUUACGAGGAGAUUCAGGAGGCCACUUGGCACAGAUUCCUGCUGCUUGGAUCUUUGUAAGCAGAAGUGUCUGCUUCACUCACUGCUAGCUGUCCUGCAUGAUUACCAGAAUAUCACCUCCUCUGCAUCCUCACCUUCAACCAGACCCUGUUUUUUUUUCUUUCCAUCCUAACAGCUGAGGAAGUAGAGAGGCUGGCCGCCAUGCGUUCUGAGUCUUUGGUCUCUGGCACCCACACUCCACCCAUCCGACGUCGGAGCAAGUUUGCAACUCUGGGACGCCUCCUGAAGCCAUGGAAAUGGAGGAAGAAGAAGAGUGAGAAGUUCAAGCAGACCUCUGCUGGUAUGUGAAAUUUUUUGCUAAUUAUUCAUUAUGUUAAUAUAAGCAGGACUGGGCGCCUCUUGUGUGUAAAACAGACAUAGUUCCCUGUCUUUCCCUGUCUGAUUGGGGAGAAAAAUUCAAUGUGCAUCCUUCAGCUCAGAGAAAAGAGAGAAGUACUAAGUUUCAGUCUCCAGGGUGAUUGUAAAUGCAGCAAAUUGAUUCAGCAAAAGUGCAGCGUUGGAGCUUCAUAUUUUGAGGUCUCUUAAGAGUUCCUUUGAUCUGGCAGCACAGCUUUGUCAGGGGCGAGUGAAGGACGUGCUCUCCUCGGAUGUGCCUGUAUUUAUUUUGCUCGGCUAACACAUCCUGAAUUGUACUGUCAGCCUGUUGGACAGGAGGAGACACUUUGUCAGACCGCGUCUUGUGGGUUGAAGGAAAAGAAUUCUUACUUAGAGGGAAAGAUGAGCAAUCUCUAAGGGACCUGAAUCCGGUCUGAGCAGGACGGGAUGUUGGUAAAUUAGCAUUUUACAGGUGUGAAUUUGCUGAAUGAAUCAGUCUCUCCCUGCUUUGAUCAUGUUUCCUGCGACUGCCUCUCUGCUCUUUCAAGUGUCGAUCUUGCUUUAGAGCGAUGUCUUCUUAUGUCUGUCUUUUUCACUAGCAUAAAACAUGUAUUUGACUUUUUAGUUUAUAUAAGCCUUCAGCUAGGCUUUGACUUCCAUUGUUCCUGCAGUGUUGUCUCACAGUAGUUUGUUUUUUUGCACAAACGGUUUCUCUUUUCCUCUACAGAAGGACUCGGUAGACUUUUCAGCAAGACACAAGUCCUGAGGGCAUGAAUUUUUCCAGUUUGAGAUGUCUGAUUAUUUAAAUGCUCUACUGUAUUUGCAUUAGGAGUGUGUACUUAAUGAAACAAUCAUAGGGAUGUUUUCUGUCCAUGGGUACGUUCUCUGAUAACAGAGCCUCCCCAGCUGUAGUGGAGGACAAUUAUCAAAAGCUGAACAACAAAAAGCCUUUUUUUGUCGUGCUACAAUGGUGUUAAUGCACAGUGGAGUUGAGUGAAAAGGCCCUCUCCAUCGCUUUUGUUAUCCACUUGUUUUGUAUGCAUAACGCUGCUGUCUCUAAAAAAAAUUCUUUUGCCACUAUUGUUCUAUUCAAUCCUCUCUGAUGGUGGAUUAUGACCUACCAGCGUAUCUUUCUUUUGAGGCCUCUGAGUGGAAUUUCUGUGUUAUUUUCAAGCUGUAGGCGGUGUGUGCAAUCCUGCAAGUAGCUCCUGUGCUCAGGCUGGUUCUCUCGCUGCAGUGAUGCUAAUGCAGCUCCACACCAGCUGUCACUUUCAAUUUGAGGGAGGAAGCGUGAACCCAACUUUUAGAGCCCCAAAACAAGAGGAGUGUGGGCUGCACUUCGGCUGGAAGAGGUGGAAAACAAGCCGUCACAGGAAGGAGCCGGUGUAGUGAUUCAAAAUGACAGGAAGUGGCUCGGAGAGUUUGAACUGUAGGAAUCAUCACACAGACCAUUGAAUCUGAAAAAAGAUGUAAACAAAGGGUGUGAUGUUAAAAAAAAUGAGCCAAAACAAAACAUGACACAUAGAGUCAGAUAUAUAUAGGUAAAUAUAUUUGUUGCAUAAGACGUGUGACUCUAAACGACAGCUUAAAUAUGAGCGAUAAUGUAUAAUAAGUGGGCGGUUCUGCAGAUUCUAUUUAGCAUAACCACCUGUUCAUUUGACACUGUCUCACGUGUUACUACACGACCACCUGAAGGAUUGAUUUGAAGUUAAAUUUAAUAUUUUCAUUCACAGUGAAUUAAAAACAUUAGUACAGAUGCAGAAAAUAACAGCAGCACCUGAAAAGUCCUCUUUACUGUAUUUUCAUAGUUUAGGGGGCUUCUAUUUUUUUACUCAACCAGCCCUUCAAUGCUGCAUAAGCCAAUAUUAUGUCUGAGUCAGUUUAACUUCUCUACCUCUUUCUGUUCUGUUUUCUUCCUCUCUCCUUCCUUUCUUGACUGGUUAGGCUAACAUGAAUUAACCACAGGUGUAGAUAUGAGUUUUAAAGCUAACUCUAGCAGCAGUUGUGUUGUGCACAAUUCCUGUCAAAUUAAGGAAUAAAUAGUUUUGGGAAGGGAAAUGUCAUACUAAAAAUUCUCAUCUGUGUUGCUUAUCAAUCAUCAAACAAACUUCCAAAGAAAGAGAGCAAGUCUAGACCACGCUCAUUGUUUGAUGAAUGUUUAGUCUUAAGCAACUUAAACAUUUGUUUAGUCUCCUACAAAAACUUUUCCACUUCACAGUGUUAAACCAAUUUCAGUGGAGAGUGGAUUUUGUCUGAGAAUGUUACUGACAACAUUGAAAAUAGGAAAUAAGCAAUUGAAAGUGAUCAUUUUGAGAUCUGAGUUUUUUGGGUAGUUAGGGAGCUUAGCUGCAGUAUUCAGUGAAAACUAUUUAGAGAAAACUGUUUCCUGGAACGAAUUCAGCUCAUGUGGACAAUCUACCGACUUCAGUUGAUUUGAACAGGGUUCCUACGCAAGUAUGGAAAAAGUAUGGAAGUAAUUUGAUCAAUUUCCAGGUCUUAAAAAGUAUGGUAAAUGAAAAAUAAAGUAUGGAAAAAUAUUUAUGUUUCCAGGCUUUUACCACAGUCGUAAAAUUCUGUUUUCUAAAAUAGCUAAGUAGGUAUUUCCAAAAAUAAGUCUAAAAAGUAGGGUAUGGAAAAGUAUGGAAAUUCCAACUGUGUAGGAACCCUGUCUUGAAGCCUCACUUCUGAUCAGUGCUUUUAAAAUAGAUCAUUUGCACUCAUUUGUCUCAGUCUGUUUAACAUCUGCACUGAUGUGGCCUAAUUGUUUUUUUUAAUAUAAAGCACUCCUGCCACAUAAUUACAGCUAAUGCUCAAUCUAUCAGGAGGGCUCUGCUGGUCAUUUGCCACCUGGAGAACAUGCUUUCACCAGACGAGGAUCUUAUGGCGACCCAAACAUUGCAGUCAUCAUUUCUGCAGCCCUGCUAUGAUCUCGGCCCCCCCAGACCCACGUCUUGUCAUCUCGUCUCUGCAGUCAUCUACGAUGUCUUACUCUUGAUUAUGAUUUUGGUGUUGGUAGGGAGUCGAGCCGCCACUGGGCGCGCAGAUGUUGUUGCAGAUAAUUGGACGGUGAGCACAGGAGGAUUAUAAAUGUGUUGUGAUGUGAAGCAGAUGAAGGCUAGCUCUGGGGGUCUUUAGUCCUCACCUCAGGAAGGAAGCGACAGUUGGAUGUCUUAUCACGCUGCGUUAUCUCGCCCGGCGUGUUUGUAUCACAGUGAGAUCUCAACAGGCAGAUUCAUCAUAAGAGAAACACAUGUGGUAGUCUGAUUUUAUCUUUUUGUUUCUAAUCCCAUUAGUUUGAUUUCCUUAAGAACAUUAGUCACUAUUUUUGUUGUUUAUUUGCAUAACCUUUGCUUAAAAGACAGAUUUACACUCUAUGAAAACACAGAUGUAUCAUUACAGAACUGUUGUUUAUGUUAAGGUCUCUCUCGUUAAGUCAUAUCCAAGCUUCUGACAUUGGAGCCUCUCAUUGAUAAAAGACUCCAUGAAAGUUUUAAUACAGUUUUUUGUGCGGCUCAGGCAGAGAGAAUCGCCUCGGUAAAAGCCUCCACUUUGAGCUACUGAGCCUCAGGGCUGGUAGGAUGUGUUCUGACUAUCUGGGUCACUGCGCAGUGGAAUAUAUUUUCUUAAAAAAAAAACUAAGAGUAGCGUUCUCAUAUCAAUACAGGCUGCACUCAGAUAUGCCAGUUUCAUUUAAUAUGCUCUCAACUGAGUCUCCCUGAUGAGUGAACAGUCUUCUCAUCCUGCUGCAUAUUGAGUGGCAGGAGUGUGGGACAUCGCUUGGGCAAUGACGGCCUGGCCGAAAUAGAACAUGAUUGAUAUGCAAGGUUAUUUUGAGGACAGCUUCAGAUUUCCAUACAUGAAAUAUUGCGGUCUCUGGAUAAGACAUAGGAUGGAGUUUAUUGAUUGUUUAAUGUAUGCUUACCUCAAACCAGCAGCAGUCAGGUUGAACUCUGAUCAAAGUAAGAUUUAUAAUGUGAGUGGUCUUUUUUCAUCCACAGUCAAUGUUCUUUCUUUUUUUUUGUAUUUCUUUGCACUCCUGAUGAAAUGAACAUGAAAUUCCCCGUCUUGUACACGUUUAAUGUAUUCAUCAAAUAUUAAAGAAAAUGUUGUUUUCAUAAGAACAGAACAGCCAGUUUUUGUUUUAACUCCUGACUCUCAGCUAUGGGGCACAGAGAGCUGUGUUCAAAUCAAUCCCCACAAUUUUUCUUCUUCAUGGGCAAACAAAGGCACCCUUUGCAUCCUCGCAAAGGCUUUGACUUAAUGGUAUUGCAUAACAGUGCACAUUGCUUGGCAUAGCAGUUAUGUCAUACAGCUUUGAGUAAUUACUUUUCAUUUUGGAUGAAACGGCAGCAUAAUCCUGGGACAUAGGCUGUUACAACACUGCCAGCGUAGCGCCGCUCCUUAGCCCGGAGGGUUUCCCACUCGAUUGAUGAUGUUUUUAUACAUAUUCCUGAUAUUGCUGAUAUUGAUUUGUGGCUGUCAACCAAAAUAUGAUCAAUUUGUAUGAAGAUAUUAUGUAACAAAGGUGCCAGAGAGUAUCUGACGUUGAUUUUAUGCUAUUUUUAGAAGUGGGAAACAAAAAAAUUGAAUGAACUGAUGACUGUGAUUUCAUCGUAACAUGUUCUUGGAUUUUACUGCUUUUAUCACAAGAUGAUAAGAAAGCUCAAUGUAAAAGGAACAACAAUAAAGUGACUUCACAGAUUUAACAUUAAGAAAACAGACAUAGAAAUUGACAAAUUAAAGAUUAUUUAAUUUUUACAAGAGUUUUUUGUCCCUCAGUGUCUCUGAUUUAUAAUUUUUCCACAUUUUGAUUAAAGCUAAGAAUACUCGGGUGCAUUAGCGUCGAAUGUUUGUUGCCCCACUGCCUCUCGGUGCCUGUGGUGCUUCGGUGAGACAAUCAGGUGAACUGUAAAAACCUCCACUCUCAGUCGGAUGAAUCCCUCUCUGUUGAUUCUGGGUCAUCUGUUUGAUGAGCGUGUUUGCUCUCCUCUGAUGUUCUUGACCAAAAGAUAAAUCUGCUGCCUUUAAAGGGAAGGGGGGAUAAAAAAACUGUGUAUUUUUUUAUAGGUUUUUUAUAGGUCUGCCAGCUUUAGCAUCCCAAGCAUCAUCACAUGGAGCAGGUUCAUUUUAUUUCACACUGCUUUGUAGGGCACCACUUGUGAGGUUUCUCUUUGUGACAUUUUAGUGAUAUUUUGGUCACAUUUUUCUGCCCCCAAAAUGUUUCACUGCUGAACUAAUUCCUGGCGCGGAGCUGAUCUUAAACAAGCGUCUCCUCUAAAGCAUUUUAAGUAUGAAGUGAUAUUGAACAUCUGGUAUCCUGGAGGAAGUCAUAAUGGAGCGCACUGUUUGAUGAUAGCUUGCUCUGCUGUAUUUUUGAACACCGAAGCAGCGAGUAUCCAGAUCCGCGCCCCUGAGGCCUCUCCACUCUGACAUUUGUUCGACUCUCAUUUGUAUUUUUAAUUUUGGACUCUCAGCAGUUGGUAUUAAAUCCACUGAGUUCUGACCAAAGGCAAAGAAAGGAGAGGUCAAGCUGUCUGUAUUUAAAUGAAUCCACACUGAGGAUGGUAUUAGCAUUGGACACGGCGCCCUCUGAUAGAGCUGGGACAAGACUCCUGGGUCGUAUGUAAAGCACACAUGCCACAAUCUGUGAUCCCCCCUCUUAAGAAAGAGCUACAGAGGCCCGCAGGGACAUUUCUGCCACGAGUUUUCUUGCUGAUAUUCAUUUCACAUUCCUCACUGGUUUCUAUGCAGAGGUUGAUUUUGAAAUUGCUCUGAUGAUUUUUUCAUUCAGCCUGCUGACUGAGGAUGUUAAGUGCUUCGACUUCUGACACUAUAAAUAGAAUCAAGCAUUAGCUAUGGGACAUGCUUCCCUGUGCAUAAUGCAUUAGUAUGAGACGUGUUGUUGAAAUAUCUCCUCCAUCUCUUAUCUCCGGUCUUAAUCGCGGCUCCUUUUUUAGCUUGAGGUGUUUGGUGGAGUGAUCACAGGUUUUAGAUUAUGUAAACGACAAUCCCAGACUUUUAGUCUUGCAGUUAUUUUCCCUGAAGGAGAUCAGGUUUUAUUCCACUCUGAUAAAAACACACACAGACAGAUUAGUUAAUAUAAGAAGUAUAAGAACCAGUGAUAGUUUGUAUUAAUAAUAUUGUUGAAAUAGACAAAAGUCAACCAUUGAUUGGUCCAGUGAAAGUCUUAUCAACUCUACUAACUAAACCACGUGUUUCCUUGUGUUAAACUUGUGACGAGUUACCUCACCAAAAUGAACAGAGGCACUGUAGUUUAUUUUCAGUUAAUCCCACACAUCCUGCUGCCAUAAGUAUUCAGUAGCCCACCAAUAGUGUGUUAAUCCACCACUAAAAAUAGUCCCAAACAAAUAGACUUCUUACUCCUGCUUGAAUAACUUACUUAGGAGUACAGUGCCCGGCUGCUUUACAAAGAGACUGAGCUCUUUAAAAAAAGUAAAACCAUUUUAAAGGAUUAUACCCUCUGUUGUAAUAACUGGACAUGGAGAUGAUUGCCGCAGGCGGAAGAAAAAAAAGACCAGCAAACGGUUUUAUCGUUUUCAAAUACUUUCUGAAAACAUUUCCUAAAAUCACAGGUGAAAAUCUUGUAUUUAUCUUUGUUUUGUUGCUUGGUUAAUGUGAUAAAUGUGAAAAUGACUCUUUCUUUUUUCCCCCCUCAGCUUUGGAGAGGAAGAUGUCUAUGCGACAGAGCAGGGAUGAGCUGAUCAAGAGAGGAGUGCUGAAAGAGAUCUUUGAAAAAGGUGAGCUGCUGUUCUUCUCUUACAAUCUGAUUCAACGGAGCGGGAAACUGCCUCAUCUCAGAAAGAGUAGACUGCAUAAAGAGUAGACAUGGUGAAAGGUCUUUAGUUAUUCAUCUCCUCAUUAAUCAGCAGCCUCUGAAGUACACUCUUCAAGAUUUGGCACAGGGCAUCUAAAGAUAUAAUCUUUCAUUAUAAAAAUUUUGUAGGCUUUUAUAAACUCUUUGAUCUUGAUUUGAUGUGCUUCAGACACAGAGAUUCAAAGCUGGAGAGUAUAUUUCAGUCUGGCAGCAGGGUGCUCCAUGCUCUGGGACAUCGAAAAACAAAGUUAGCAAAGCUGAGAAAGUCCACUAACUCCUGCCAAGAUGUGAACGGGGCAAAUGAGGAUUUCACUGUUGAGCACAAACUGAGCGUUUGGAACAAUGUUAACGAAAAAUAACAACUCUGAGUGAUGUUGGCGCCAACACAAACGUCAUAAAAAGUAAAGCAAGAACAAGUAUAAACAAGAGUUGGGAUCAGAGCUUGCAAACCACUUCUCCUCGGCUUGGCUUUACUUCCAGUAAAAUGGUCGCAACUGAUACACUGAAUUGGCUAGUUUCUCUUUUUGCACAAGUAUGCCACUCCGAAGGAUGCAUAUUAAUGAGAUCUAGUGUUCUCAGUUUUCCUGCCCGGUGACAACCUAGUUUCUGUAAUCAAAAAAGCUUGUGUGCAUGUCUGAGCUAAUCAGCAGUGGUUAUUUUUACAGUCACUACACAUAAAUGCGGCUUUGUUCGAUCAGCACCGGUGUAAAGAUUUCAGCGAAAUACAUUCAGCUCUUGUUUUGUUCUCAAAAUGGACGCUGAUCUGUAGGGGCAAAAACAAAAGGGAUAUAUUCCAAUGGAAAAAUAUCCCCGGUCGGUUAAAAUGGAUUAACCUUUUCACCUAAUGUUGGCCGGGUUUUUAUCAGCUUUAGCUGUUCCUCAUCUUUGUCUGGCACCCUGUGUACCUGGAUUAAAUGUGUCGCACACCGACCGAACCAAUCACAGUCAGAUGAAGGUCUCAAAUUAAAUGACUCAACAGCUCGAUAUGAAGAUAUAACCUGAUAUCCACUUAUUGACAUCGCUCGGAAGGGUGUUUUUUUUGGUGAUUCACCUGUAUGUGGGACGGCUGUGGCUCAGCUGUGGAGUCGGUCGUGUCUCAAUCUGUGGGUCAGAGGUUUGAUCCGCUUUGAGUGGUCAGAGGAGAAAAGAAAGUGAAGCAGAGUCCAUUUACCAAUUACUAUUUUAAGCAUUUACAAUCAGGAUCUAAGCGUUAAACACUCUAAGGUGAUUGGUAUUUAAAAAACACCUUGAGAGGUAAAAAGUCUUGAAAUGAACCUCAACUCUCUGAAUCAUACAGUAGUAAGUUUUCCUUGGGUUUUCUGGUGUAAGACUAUUAAAUCAAAGUGACAUUUGGGAAACAAACUCCCUCUAGAAAUGAAAAGCAUUGUUUGUCAGAGUAUGCAAGCGGCGCUGUGAGUUGCACUGUCAGCCCUUAAAUGUGAUCAUGCAAAAACCAUCAAAAGGCUCAGUGCUGCGAAGGAAUUAAAAAGCGAAAGUUCUGUCAGACUGCUCGGCUGACACUGUUCUCUGGUCUGGUUCUUGCUGAUAAAAGGCUCCUGGGUCGUUUUCCAGUCUUAGCUCCCGAAUCCCCUCCCCCUUUUUUUGUCUCCAAACUUCUCAUCCCGAGUUCAUUUUUAACUUCGUGUUUGGAAAUGCCUCAGUCAAAGCCGUUUUCAGCGCCUGUCAAAUUGUCAUUUUCUUGUGUUUAGCGACCGUUGAGUUCCGAUCCUCGAUGGACAGCGGAGUCUGCACUCAGGAGCCCCCUAUCAAGUCAUCUAUGGUCCUACCCUCCAAGAAAACGAUCACCUACCCCGGUGACCAUCAGGAUACCCCAGCGAAGCCCCCGCUGUACCACAAACAGCCCCCUGCACUCCCUCCAAAGCCUUUCUCUAGGAUCCCAAACCAUAGCACAGGUCAGUGCUCCAACUAAACACUCUAAUCUGAUUAUUUUUUUGAUGCUACCGAAAUGUGACAAUCUGCUUCUCAGCGUUCGUCUUGACUUUCAUUGCCCUAAACUGUACCUGAGUUGACACACAUGUGCAAAGGAUUAUGGUAGUCUCAUUAAAUUCUCCUGCCGUUAGGUCAUCUUGGCCCUCUCUGUCAUUGUCAAUCUGUCAGUUGGAGGGAAGUAGCAUUACCCUGGCCUAAAUCCCACCAGUGCGCUGAUGUCUGAGCCAUGUCUGAUCGGCCAUGAGCUCUGUUUAUCUGUCUGUAUCAGCAAAGUGCAGUGGAGCUGAUAUAACACACAGUAUUCUCAGUCAGUGAUCCUCUUUUAUCUCUCCUGUUAAACUUAAUUUCAUUCUGUCUCUAGAUUCAUGCCAGCCGAUGAAGUUGCCCUGUAUGCCUGGAGGAAAGCACUCUCCACCUCUGCCCCCUAAAAAAGUGAUGAUCUGUGUGCCUCCAGGGGGGCUGGACUCCUCUUCUUCGCCCUCACCAUCCCCGAACCCCCUCAGCGCUUUAUCCCAAAAGUGCGCCCCUCCCCAGGGCGUGUCCCUCCACCACGGCACCUUGCUGCCCUCUCAGCUCGCCGGUUUCCACCAGAGCCACGGUCACCCCCUCCAGCUACAGUAUGGCAGCUUGCACACACCGAGCCGCAUCAUCGAGGAGCUCAAUAAGACCCUGGCGCUCUCCAUGCAGAGGUUUGAAAGGUUCGUAGCCGAGGUCGUUAAAGCUGAUUGUCCUUCAGUAAAGGCUGGGGGGGGAUUACGGAUCAGCCUUUCAUUGUCCUGGUCUGGUUUUGAUAAAUCAGAACUGAAAUAUGUCAAUCCCUCAUGCAUCCAUUUAAGAAUGUGACUUAAGGUAUUCAGAGCUUGGAUGUCACAAAGAGUAGCAGACGACAACAAGUGGCCUUUUUUAUUAAAAAUUUACUAUAUUGAAUUAUUUAGGUCCUCAGAUGUCAAAUUUGGAGCAGGAUUCUCACAUGCUGAGUGCAAAAGUUGAACUGUUGUGCUCUACUUUUGAACAGCAUCUUAUAAUCUCAUACCAGAUAAGAUAAACUAACAUUAUCUAGUAUUGGUGGGUGAAUGCUUUCGUUUUCUUACAGUGUAUUAGUUAUACUUUAACCCUCCUCCUGUGUUAGAGUCUGCAUUGACCCGUUUUUGAUUUUAAAUGCUUAAAAGAACCACUUAAAUAUCUAUCUAUCUGUCUGUCUGUCUGUCUGUCUGUCUGUCUGUUUUUGUAUCAAGACUUUUUGACUUUGUCAGGAACCUCUAUUUUAACAAAAUAAAAAAAAUAAAUUGACUAAAUUAUAAAAUGCUUUUACUAAAAUUAUGGCACUUGUUGUGUUUGGGUCGCUGUUGACCUGGUUACAUCAAUAUCUAAUAAUCAGAGCAAAAACUGAAAUCAGAGGUGCACUGACAGUCAGAUCCUCUUCCAAUCAUGUGAGAUUUAGAAAAUUCUAAUUUUACCAACGACAGGCAUGUCCAGACAUGUGAGAUCAGUUCACUAUGGACAUCUGUGUUAGGGGUAUACUGACAAAGAAAAGGCCCAGAGUUCCACUACAUAAACUAUUAAGCAAUAUUUUUAUGGAUAAUGAAGCCUAACAAGAUACCCUAGAGGUGGGAACCAAAUUGGAUGAUAGAGAAAUAUUUUUAGUGUAAUUUACAGCUGAUUUAAGACAUGGGUCAAACCGACCCUCAUGGUGGGUGUGUAGUAAAAGCUGAAACAGGAGGAAGGUUAAUAGUUUUUUUUCAGUUGUUGAUAAACCCUGAUGCUGUCAAAUGACAAAAACUUGUCUAAUAUGCAUUUUUUUUCUAUCUAAUCUAAAGUCUCAUGAAAUCAUUUAAGUGUGCUUUUAUUUACACUGGUCAAGUUUAUUUAAAUUCACAUGAUUUAUCACCUUAGAAACAGCAUUAAAUAAGCCCCCCAUCCUCAGAGGGAUAUCAGAGUAAAUGAAAAAAAGUGAAUUCAGUAAAAAAAAUCCUCCAUGAUCAUCUAAUUCAUCCAUCGUGAGUGAAAGCUGUAGCACUUUUCAGUUGAGUUAUUGGAGCAGAAUUGUGUCCUCAGCCUGGAGUGUCCUGUUUGUUGGUUUAAUUUUGUCGCAUCUCGUCCUCCACUCUCAAAUCUCCCUCUUGUUAUUGAGGUUGUAUCCUGCCAUGCAGCACCGGUGCACAGGUCUAAAUCAGCACACUGCCUCACAGGGCAGCAUGGCCUAAUUUUGAAGAGUAUGUAUGUGUGGGCACAGGCUCAUGGAGUAGGCGUCCCUCCAGCAGUUAGCUUGACAUAACAUGACCAGCUGCUCUUCACAAGAGCUGCGUUUCUUCAUGUUUGGAGAAAAAGGGACAGAAUAGUGGUUUGAGCAUUAUGUAACCUCUUCUAUGUGGAGCACUUUUUCACCAAAGCCAUUUGGACAGGGAUAAGGAAAUAAUAAUGGUCCUGACAUUGCUCACAAUUAGUCUGAAAGCUUGAAAACGAUUACGCAAUAGUGGCUUAUCUUCAUAAGGAGCUCAAACUAGACAGUGAUUCAUCAAUCAGUCAAAUAUUUUCACCGGUGCAUUUAAAUAAUGGCUCCUGAAAGUGAAGUUUAUUUCUGUCACCUUGUUUGUAAUUCUGCAUGUUGUAUAAUCAGAUAUUCUUUUCCUCUGUGUAGUUCACAGGGUUGCAUUGCAUUGCGUAGGACUGCACAAAAUUGUACUCGCUAUGUGUGCAGGCUCUUUGUACUCCAGUUUCAUUCAGAUGGUGUUAUGUAUCUUCCCUCCCUCUAUAGCUGGAUUAAAAUCCCACUAAGCCAUCAUUAGGCUAUGCACCAGAAACCCUUUUAUUGUUUUAAAUCACCUCCUUAUAUGCAGCGAGAUGCCUUGUGAGGGUUGCGGUAAUACUUCAUGUCAAAUAAAAUAUUUUCUGUCUGGAAAAAGAUGAUGUAAGACUCAGCUUUAGGUACAGGGAUUUCCAUGAAAACUGGAUUUGUCUUUCAGUGUAAAGGGGGAUGUACAGAAACCUCUUCUUGACAACUAGUGAGAGCGAUUACAGAAAUGCACGAAUCAGAGUUCAAAAUCACCAAAUAUGUAUUUUUCCUUUAACCAGUUCUGCACUACACGGAGGUGGUCAGUGUAUUCCUCUGGACCGAAGAGAAGUGCCGUCUGUGAUCAUCGACUAUGAGGACGACAAGGAGAACAUGCCCAACGAGUCAGACUACGAAGAUCUGCCCAGCAUGUACAAGGACGAGGACGACGAUGUGGAUGAUGAUGAGGACGAUGACGAAGAUGAUGACUCCAUAUUUACAAGUGAGGGGCGGGAGAUAAUCAAACUAAGUCGAUUUAGCCUCAAAAAAGAGAAGUCUAACAAUAAACAUAGAAGACAUGAACAGAGGCUCAAACACUGGUCCAAAAACCUAAAUUACAUGUUUUCUAGUGUAGAAAUAUGGAUGUGAUACUACUGUAGAUAUUUUUAACUCACAGAACUUAGUAUCACAAUCCAAAAGAAAAUGAUAAAUGUUCGCCCAGACCUUUAUUCAUACUCUAAAUACAAUACAAUAAUCCCCUCUGUGUGUUACCAGAGGUAAAAGACAAAAACAUAGAGCGCCUUGGCAGGAGAGCGGCCUUUGUCUGUUUUAUUUACAGAAAAUGAUGACACAUUUUUUACUUGACUCAUCCUGAUCGACAGACAAACACGGACUUCACUCUUCAAUCGAAGUCUCCGAGAACUCAGAUGCAGUUUGACCUUAAAGAAACAGGGCCAAAAUGGAGUUCACAGAAGCAUAUCUGGAGUCGCACCGUCAUCCAGAGACGCACAUUGACUUGACACUGCAGUGUGAAAAGCUGCACUUGUUUUUUUUUUUUUUUAUGACACAUUGUCCUUUUUUUCACCUGGGUAAAAGCCGUUUGGGUUUUUAAAAGGUGAUGAUUGGUCAUGUGUGAUGGUCUGCCACGUCAUGACUUUAAGGGGCAGCAGAAGUAUGAGUCACAGUUAAGGUCACAGGGGAAUCUGUGUUUAUAACAUGAAGUGAAGAGUGCAAGUAUCUGGAGUUACACUAAAGGUCAAAUACUAGUUUAAAAAUUGGGGUUUUGCUCCUCAUUCAAGGACUCUGACAUUGAUUAAUAUCCACUUAGUGAAUCAAAAAAGCUCAAUAAAAGAGGAAAAAGAUGAGGGGUAACUGGGUUAAUGAGGCUCUACAUCCAUGCUUCAUGCCUGUUUUACUGUAUAUAUCUGUUUAUAUUCAGGUACCCUUGCUCAGAAGGUGCUGAGGAAAGACUCCUUGGCCAUCAAGCUGAGUAACCGUCCAUCCAAAAGAGAGCUGGAGGAGAAAAAUAUCCUGCCUAUGCAGACUGAUGAGGAGAGACUGGAAUCUAGGCAGCAGAUAGGCACCAAACUCACAAGGUGAGACGUGUUGCAUUUUUAAACCUGAAUACAUUAGCACCCAUGCACAAUUUACGGGCCAAAUAUUUUCAGUAAAUCACGUCGAUGAUGGUGAAGCUGACUCAACAAUAGCUGCCAGGAAUAAGCUCUGACUCCUCUUGGCCAAACUGAGCUUUAGUCUUUGGUACUUGGGGUUUUAGGCGGCUCAUUAUCCUGGCUGAUAGAAGCGAAGCUCAGUCCAAAGCUGAUGCAAAUGUGAGCCUUUUCUCUAUCAAAUCACUUUUAUAUCCUUUAAUUUUUUUCUUUCACAACAUCAGAUAAAGAGAAUGGCUUUAUCUUGUUAGAAUGAGGCGCUGAAAAUGGAGCUGACCUAAUUUCAGCAAUGCAUCAUCCCCCCCUCCUGUCUCUUUUCUCUUCUCUUGUCUUCUCCAUAUCUCUCUCACUCUCACUCUCUCUCACUCUUCUCUUUCUUCCUCCUGCCUGACUUCCUCCCUCGCUGACUGAAUCACCACAGUGAUGCAUGUGCCAAACUAUCUCCACCCGACUCCUCCACACAGCAGCACCACGCAAGCCAAUCCAUAUCAGCAGACUACACACAAAAAAACACACACAAACACUGUACGCUGAUGCAGUACAUCCAAAUCACAGGAAUUUGUAUACAUAUGUUCAGAUGAUAAACAUGAGUUCUUUUACUUGAACGAAUGACGCGGGCCUCAUUCGAUUUCACUCUGUGCUUUGAGCAUGACUCGAAAGGGAAGUAACGAUGCGCUGAAAGAAGACCGCCAAGAAGGAGGGUAAAAAUAAAAGCCUGCAAAGUGUAAUUAUAUAGUUGACGUGGGGCAUACAGUGAAAGGGGAAUGGAUGAGGCGUUAUUGAGAGACACUGGCACACACGUAUCUAUUCCCCACUGUGUGAUUGGAAGGCAGCGCGUGUUCCCAGAAGGCCUGCCUGCUUAGUUGUCAUGUUACCAAAAGCUCCGUCACAGUGUCCUUUGCACACUGUCAUCUGAUGCACGAUCACUAAUUUUCUGCCGAGAGCGAUGUGUCCCUCAGUUUCGGUUUAAAGUAUUCCAGUCCAAUCAAAGUUGACUGUUUUAUCCCCAUACCAAGCAUCUCAAUGUACUUUGACUGUACCCUUUUAUUCAGAGUUUCAGUUUUCCCCUUGAGAAGUGGAGAGCCAUAUAAUCUUCACCAGCAGAUUGGUAGUUUCUAAACUAUGGCUGCAUGACAUGGCCAGAAAUCCUACAUCACUCUUCUUUGUUAAUAUUACACAUACCAUAUAAUCCAAGAUAGGAAUUGGUGUUUUAUAUAUUUCUACUUAUAAGUUUCUACUUAAAUGAAGUUUGUGUCUAAAAGAAGUAGUUUGAAAUUUUGAGAAAUGCAUGCUUUGCUUUCUUUUUGAGAGUAGAUGAAAAAGAAAGAGAAAACUCUAAAAUGAUGAGCACUUCUUGUUUGAUAAAUAUGUGCAUUUAAUUGUUAGUCUUAGUCUCAAACAAACAAACAAAGUCAUGGUCAGGCGUGUUAGCUUCUUGCAAUCUUGUCUUAAUUAUGAGGCUUUUAGCAAACCUGCAGACUCUGUAAAACUACAGGAAGAGAGCAGAGCUUUAUUGAUUUAAUAAUCGCCGGUAAACAAGUUUUCUUCAAAGACACAGAAAACUAUAGAAGAGUUCGGUCCAAAUUUAACAUUCUGGUGAUGCUGCAAAAAUACAAUUUUGCAAGAUUUAGGAUCUAGCAGAAAAAAUUGACAUUUUAUGCUGAAUAAUAUUGAUGCAGGUAUCAUUUUGGUCUGCAUCAGCCCCUUGGGAAAACGUUAAUCUCUCUUGCCACAGUUAUGUUCUCUAGCUAGUUGCUAGCUACAGAGCAGCUUUGUUAGCUGCUUGUUUGGAAGAUUGCCUUGAUAAUUUCCUUUUAGAAUGAAAAUAAUAACUUGCUGUUGUUGAAAAAUUGUCAAAGAGACAAGUGAGAGUUAAUUUAUCAAGACAGGACAGCUGAUUUGUUGUCAGUCUGCAAACGUUAGCUGAAAGAUGCUAACUGCUCUGUAAAGGGUAACUGCAGAGUUUGAGGAUUUUUGUUGGAUUUUAUCACAUUAUAAAUAGUCAUCUGAUCAAUUCUGAGGACAAAACAGCCCAUUAGUUAGGCCUUAAAGUUGUUUUUAAUUAUAUUAGCAUUCAUUAUGCCUUGUGUAACUGCUUAUAUAACCUCAUUAAACUCCGUUUAGUCUUCGUAACGUAGGACAGGCUCUUAUUUGUUAAUGAUAUUUACUAAGAUGAACCUGGCUGUGGUAGAAAAUUAUUUGGAAAGGAGCAUCCAUGUGGAUGUUUGUUAACUAGUCCGUGCAUGUUUAUUUACAGCAGCUGCACUUGUGCUGGCAUGAUGUGGGGAUUAUGCUCAGGCCAUACUGGCAGGCGGAGAGCUGUAGUCUGAGAUUUGGAGUGUUAACAUUUCCCUCAAGAGGGAGAAGAGAGGACACAGAAUGAGAUGAGACAAGCUAGUUUGAGCACACAGACUUCAUCCUGCAUACAGUAGCUUUCAGGGCUGAGCAUAUCCAGAUUGCUGUCACAUCUAACGAGACAGAAACAAUCAGUGAUCAAGUUCUCCAGUCAGGUCUGCAGCCGCAGGGUCCUGACACAAUCCUAUUAUAAGAGUCCCCAGUUGAAAGCCCUUAGAGUGACCUUUCAGAGAUUGCCUCUGGGUGUCUUAGUCAUUCCAGCCAUUUUCAAAUUGAGGAAAUUGGAGAUAAUGUGUGCAAAAUGUACCUCUUCAGACAUCCUCUGAAGUGUCUGGCUGUCAAGCUGCACAUGUCUUUGUCUCCUCUCCUCAGAGAUGUGCUGUAGCUUUAUUUUAGCUGUCUUGAAACCUCAGAGUGGGCUUGUAGUAUUGACAAAGUCUCCUUUGCCUUAUUCAGCAUCAGAUGAGAGCUGAGUCUACAGGGAAAAAAAUCUAGUUUUUACUCUCCUCCUUACCUGCAAUGCACCAGUGUGUUGAGAUGAAGCCAUUAAAUUAAAAGAGAGGGAUUGGUUGAUCAUGGCUGAGUGAAUUUUCAGCGAGUACAUCAGUCAUGCUGUCAUGAAGCAGAGACUCAUGUAGGAUGCAAAUCACUGCUGAGCAAAAAAUUAAAAAAGAAAAGAGAAUUGUUUUUCUGGUGCUUUGAAAUCAGUUGAAGUGAAGGUGAGGAAACACUGAGGAAAAUGCAUAUUUCAUUCAGCUGAGGGACCAUCACAUCAUAUUUUACUCUAAAGCACAAAGCUUUUGGUUUAAAUGUACAUGUUGUGUGUUAAAAAUAUCAAUAAAACAACUUUGAUGGGGAAGAGUAUUGAGCUUUUACUUCAAUACUCUAACUUGAACUUUUGCACAUAUAGGUUCACUGUUACCUCGCUGACUUUAUGCCUGAUUAUUUGCUGACCUGUUUCUUCCCAGGCGCUUGAGUCAGAGACCAACCGCAGAGGAGCUGGAACAAAGGAACAUACUGAAACGUGAGUGUCCUCAACUUUUAUGUAGACAUUUUUUUGUAAAGCUGUUCACACUUAGACAUUAUUUAAAGGGAACAAAACAGCCGACAAAUUUCCCCAGCUAACCUCACGGCGCUCGGAGUGGUUAAAAAAAGCACUAGUCUAUAUUUGUAGCAACCUUAUAUGUAUGCAGGCUUUAUACAGUGCAGCCUGGUGAUUUGCGGGGCCUAGUUAUGUGGAAGCUUGUGGCAUACAUCUAUUACUUUUAUUCCUCCUUGGUCUGCCUUUUCAUCUGCAGCAGGCAGAAGGCCUCCCCGAGGAGUCAUGUCCAGGGAGACUGCUUUCUUAGCUCAAACACAGGCAGCAGUUCUGUUAGCCGGGACUCUUCAGCUCUUACAUGAAAGUGAUUUACCGGCAAGUUCCUGCUCUCCUGGAGGCUCCUGUGUGAUUGGCAGCGGCGCAGGAGGAAAGCACAAAGUCUAAGGCUUUAUGAGUGACAUGUCAAGUCCUCCCCAUCACUCAUACACAUACAGUAGCGAGGUUAAACACACUGAGCCUCACUGUCUGCUGAGGCACUGUCUGGAAUAUAAAACUAUGAGUCCUACUGCUGAUACAGUACAUGUUCAGCACAAACACAGAUGUAGAGUGAGCACCAAAGCUUUUGCAGACAAGACAUAGUGUCCCAGUAUGCUCCUUGUUUACAUGUUUCUGGAUUCUGCUUGUUUUUUCUGUGCAGAAGAAAAUUUGUCUCUGUUAAUUUGAAUAUUUUGAACAACAUAUGGAUGAAUUUUUAAAGAGACACAAGAACUGAAAGUUAUCAGAAUUUCUUUCUUGUAAAAUUCUUAAAUAGGUUAAUCACUCGAUCACAAACAUGGAGAAGAAAGGCCCUGGGACAGCUUGAAAAGAAUAAAGCAAAUCUUCUCUCCCCUGAUACCCAUUCCUAAUAGUAUUAAACAUAUUAAAUGAUGGAAACUAUUCCAGGCAUUGAGGAACUUAUCCAGUUUGUGAGCAUCUAAUGAGCCACAUUAUGCAAAUGAGGUGUUUGUUCCCCUUUCAGUAACUUCUUGAUAUUUUGCAUGCAGUCCACUGUUCACAUGCCCAUGAACUCGUCUUUUCGCUCUCUGCAGCUCGCAACGAACAAGAGGAGAUGGAGGAGAAGAGGGAGAUAAAACGGAGGCUAACACGGAAGGUGAGUCUAAAAUAGCUCCAUACAUGCUCACCCACUCUUGGUCUCUGAGCAGUUGCAGGGGGUAAAUUGUUGGCCGGAAAAAGCAAACACUGCGACAAUGACUCAUGUAGCAAGAAGUGCGAUUUUUUUUUUUUUUGUCCCAUACAGGCCCCCAUAUUGCAGCUCUCAGGUUUGCCCCAGGGGGCGCUGGUGCCCUUAUUGCCCUUGGCUUCUUCGCCAUAUUGGCUGCCAAAUCCUUCGACCCCAUACAGAGGUGUUGAGUGUGUUCCCAUCACUUUGUGGUGGAUUAUAACACAUCCUGCUCGCCUGCUGACAUGUUGCCCUGAACAGAAAUACUAGCAAGGAAUUUAUGUGGAUAUCACAUGUCUAUUAGAAACUUCAACACAACAAAAUGCUUAUCUUAUUCUGUAUAUUACAUGACCAGGCGUACAGGGAACAUUGCACAACCAGCAUGCCCUCUUUAAGCUUGUAGCCUUGAGUCCAAUACAGAUAUAACACAGUAUUAUGUCACCAAUAUACUUACCAGCUAAACCUUAUCUUUGUACAGGGUUUGAGUUAUGAGUUUCCUCUUCCUGGCAAAAAAAAUCAGGAAUUUUAACUUGUGCAAAAAAAAAACAGAUCUGAUAACAUUUGAAAUAUAUGCAGAGCCAGCCCAAGGUAUAAGCAUGUCAGGCGCAUUAAAUUUAUACUGUAGUAUGUGUGUGAAUGAUCAACAAUCAAUAUUAUUGCCAGAAAUAGAGGGCACCAAAAUCAAAUUUUGCUUAGGGCCCCAUUGAGGCUCUGAUUAUAUGGAGCAAAUUGGUUUACACACAUGAAACAGUUGGUAUACCAAACAUGUAGUUUGGGAGUGCUGUAUGACGCAGCUGUUAAUUCAAAUUAUCCAAAACAGAAUUUGUCUAUUGAUUUUUCCAAGACUGUUUAUUUAAGAUAUGUACUGGAAAGUGUAAAAUAUGAAACUGUUUAUGAACUGAUUCAUCAGUUUUUACUGUUUCUGUAAUUCCAACAUCACUGUCUUAAAAUAACCUCUGGCAGUGUCUAACAAUCCCAGUAAAAAUAAAGUGAUGCUCUAAAGAAGGUCUGCCAGAGCUGAAGUGUUAAAUUGGAGCACUGAUUCAAUUAAAGUCCAAAAUGCCAUUGUGAGAUAUUGAACCCUGGUGCACCUGCUUAAAAAUACUGGAUCUUCAAAAACCUUAUUUUCCUAAUCUUUCUAUAAGGACUUCAAUAUAUGCAAAUCCCAAGAAGCUGCCAGCCGUGACAGUGACUAGUAAUACUUCCUGCUCUUAACUCACUUUUUCUUGUUUCAGCUGAGCCAAAGGCCCACUGUAGAGGAGCUGAGACAGGCCAAAAUUCUCAUCCGGUUCAGUGACUACGUGGAAGUAUCAGAUGCCCAGGACUACGACAGAAGGGCAGAUAAGCCCUGGACCCGGCUCACAGCAGCUGACAAGGCCAGUAUCACUCACCUAAUCUUUAAGUUAAACUGAAAAAAAAUCUUUUGAUAAUCCCAAAAGCUCUCCUUGACUACUUCAAAAUUCCUUCAAAAGUCAUCAUACCUCCCCUUCCCCCCUGUCUGCGCUUGAUAUGAUGCAACCUAUGAAGCAGGAGAGUAAUGGUGGGAGGAUGUGUUCCCAACUCUUGUCACGGCAAGUUCCACCUGAACUGUUUGCUUCCUGUUUGUGAGUAAAAUCCCUGCAGCAGUCCUGCUGCGCACUGCCCAGCAGCCCGAGCCUCUGACUUUUAAUGAGUUCUUGAUUUUCCAGAGCUGCCGCGCUGUUUCCUUUGCUUUGAUGAUGCAGAGCUCUGAACACACCUGAGAAGCACUCAUGUGGAAAUCACGGGGAUUCAGCGUUUUGAUUAUGCAACUGCUCCCCUUACAUAAGAGUAAUCGGACAAGCAGUGCCUCAGGACCCCUCGGCUGCAGAACUACUCUGCUGACGUUUUUUCCCCUUGUAACUUCUGUUGUGCGCAGAUUUAAAUAUUGUUUGCUCUCCUGUCGCAAAAGAGUCCUCCCUGAGGCCGCAGACAUCCCCGUGAGCCAUACUAAACAGCAGGAAGCUAUGACCUCACCUGGCAAGGCUGCUGUCACACAUUAGAUGCUUGAGGGGAUAAAAGGUUGUUAAAACAAGCUGAGCACGCAUUUAAUAUCCUAGAACUUUGACUCAUCAUGACUUUCAGUGCCUUUUAGCAGACAUUCUACCUUUGGGCAAGGCACUCAGCACUCCUCUGCUGCAGAGGUGCUACUCAAACACAUGACUCACCAAACAUGAGUGUGUAUGACUUCAUGAAUGGGGGAACAGCUUUUCUUUGUGUCUGAAAAUCCCCCCUGGAUGAAGAUGGUUUUAUGAGAAGAUUUUCCAACCCUGAAAGACAGAAUUGGGAUCUUCUUCAUCUGCUGUUUAUAUCACUUUUGGUCCUCAACAAAAGAGGGAUGUUUUUCUUACACUGCAAAAACAGCCCUACUAGAAAGAAGCAAAAUAUUCUUAUAUUCAGUCAAAUAAUCUUAUAUCAAGCAAAAAAAUCUGCCAAUGGGGUUAAGCUUUCUUAGCUUUACAAGAAUUCUCAAAAUAAGAACAAAUUUCUUGGCCCUGACAGACUCAAAUGAAACUUAAAACUAGACAUAAAAUCUUAUAUUAAUCUAUUUUUUUUCUACAGCAAGCAACAAAAAAUGAAGAUGAAGUUACUUAAAAUUAGAAUUUUAGUCUCCUGAGUAAAUGAACUUCAAGAAAAUACACCUUAAUCUAGCACAACAGUAGUUUAAAUAAGACAUAAUUUCAGCAUAGCAAAUAUAAGUGAUGUUGUCUUAAAUCAAGAUACCAAAACAUUCUCAUUAAAUAUAUUUUUUAUUCCACAAGCAAGCAUGUGGAAAGCAAACAUGUUCUUUGUUGUUUUGCAGUUUUCAUCUGGUCAUUGUAUUUUGUUGUCUGUUGCACAGACUAGCCUACUGACAUCUUUAUAUGUCAGAUAAUGGAUGAGGCAGCAUAUUCUGUCAGGUUAACCUUCAAUGGAAAUCUUAAUUGAAAAAAAAUCUAACUGUUCUUGUUUCAUGGCAUUCUUAAAUUGAGAAGUUGUACAUAUGUCUUACCCUUAAAAUGAGAUGAAUGAUCUUGUUGCUCCUCUGGAUUUAUUGUAAAAUAAGUUUUCUACUCUAUUUCUGGUUCAUUCUAUCUCAAAAUUAGCUGGAAUAUCAUAUCAAGAUAAAGUUAACCAUUUUCUCUUAAAAUAAGAUAAUUUUUCUAAUGCCAAACAUGCUGGACAAGAUUCAUAUUCUUUUUGUGCAAAAAAUAAGACUUAUUUCCUGAAUGCAAGGCUGUUUUCCUUUCUUGAUAUUCUUUUUUUGCAGUGUAUAACUCUGUCAUAAAAGAGUUCGGGGCAUGAUUCAAUCCUGGAGAGUUUUGAUCAGAACUGCCCUGGAAACCAAUAUGAAAAACAAGUUCGGGGUCAUUUAUGUAUCUUGGUUACAUAAAAGCAGAACUGGAGCAUCACAUCAUGAGCCCUGAAUGACACAAGAGUCAAAAAUAUUUAGGCCUGACAAGGGAAACUUUUUCAUAGCCACCUCAAUGAUCUCAGCCUUUUUUGCUAUAAAUGGCAAGUAGCUUUCCAGUCCGUGUUUCCAGUCUGGAAAGUCUAGCCAGACAGUCGAACCAGCUCAGCACUUUUCUUGGAAAACCUCUGCUGUUGUGACAGGGGCAGGAGAAAAAGGGGAAGAGGAGCCAUGAUGCCUUCAAGCUGAUAGAUGCUGUAAUAAUCUUUUGUUUGCCCACAAAACAGAAGCUUUGCAACUGAGUAAUUCUCUCACAUCAGUCUAAUUACAUUCAAGGGCAAAAAGGGAGCAAAAAGCAGAAGCAAAUGGCUGUGAUUACUGUGCUGACUCAUUUCAGUUUGCCAGGUGUCAGACUAUAAAAAUGUACAGUAGCCUAUUUGUAUUAGUCAAAGUACAAAAUUAUUUGAAUGUAUGUCAUAAAAAAAAUCAACAUUUCCUAAAGGCUAAGGGUGAAUUUUAUUUUUAAUGUGUUCAACAAGUUCUUCAGUUUCACAAGUUGAUGUAAGCUUAUUCGACAAUACAUGACUGAUGCAUUUUCAAGAGCUGUAGAGGAUAUCACCCCUCACUGUCCCCAGCUGAAACAAUCUGAGCUCUGCCUUUUUUAUUCCCACUGUCUUCCAUGAUUUGUAGUCCUAUUUCACACUCAAAAUGUGUAUACUAUCUUGAGCUUUUAAUCCACAGACUGCCUGCUUCUAUCACAAAAACACACAGCACAGCUUUAGACUCCUAAAAAAAGUGUUUUUGGUCUGAACAUUAUUCUGAUGUGCUUUUUUCUGCGUUUUUAAUCUAUGUAAAUCCAUGACAUCACCACUUCAUUAUAGUUAAAAACCCGAGCCGCCGACUACCCGAGUAGACCAGCAUUAGAUUGUGUGUUGUUGUUAAUGCUCUUAGAUGUCUCAAGAGGAGGAAAUCGAGGGCUCUUGUGAUGUGUGAGGAGAGAAUUCAGCAGAAUCAUUCAUGGCCUCCAGAUAAGCGUAAAUGAUGCAUGAAGCAUGCUAAAAGGAGGUAGAGUCAGUGCUUAGAGGCUGUUUUUUUGUGUGCACUAAGCCUCUGCAGCUAUUUUUCUCAAAUUUCCUUUUUGUUUGUUCUCUGCAGGCAGCCAUACGGAAGGAACUCAAUGAUUUCAAGAGCAAUGAAAUGGAAGUGCACGAGUCAAGUCGCCAUUUAACCAGGUAACAUGAAGAUCCCAGACGUAUGACUUUGCUGCUAGUUCAUAACAACUAGUGAUGGGCAUGGCAGUUCUUUUACAUGUACUGAAUCACUAGAAUCAGUUCACUAAAAAGAUUCGUUCAAAAGAUUCGUUUACCAAAUCACUGAAUCAUUUAGCGCUUGGCAGGAGUAGCCUGCGACUCUGACCUCCUGAACUGAUAAACAGCUGAACUUGUUUAUAAGUCAUGAUGUUUUAAGUGUACUGUACGAUGGUAUGCUAUUUAUCAGGUCUGCUCUGUAAAUUGGGGUCAGUUAGUGAUUUGUUCGCUGAACGUUUAGAAGAAUUCAAACUGAACAUACACCGUUCCCUCACAAACCUCUGCAAUGAUAGGAUGCUGUGGGUUUAAUGCACUACUUGUUACAUGCUGUGUGUUAUUGUAUGCAAGUUGUUGUGGUGGCAGUUUAGCAGUGAAAAAAAGGUAGUUUUGUCUGACAAAAAUGAUUCCAGAGAGUGUAGUUUAAUGCAUGAUUCGUUCACCAAGUGAUUCAGGUGUUGGUGCAUACGGUCCCUUGUUCGCCGGCUAUUCAACUGGCAAUGCUGUUUCUCACUUCAACUCAACUAAAAUGAGAAACGAAUGAAUCACUCGAGGAAGGGAUUUGGUUCAGUACGUUCACUUAAAAGAUUUGGUUCUUUUGAAUGAAUCGUUCAUGAACGACACAACACUAAUAACAACAGAGUGUGAAAAUAUAUGUGUACGAGAUGUGUGUAGCCUCUGUAGAACCAGUGCAAACUUAAACUCUAUUCAUUCUGCAAGCAGAAGGCCCACAUCUCACCCACAUGAAACUCAAAUCUUGCACUUACCGUGUCCUGUCUGCUAACAUGGAGGCUUCAUGACCUACCCUGCAGUCAUUCAGUGUGGGGGGUGUGGGGCUUUAAAUAUUUUGGGGAGCUAUCGACGAUCUUUUUUUAUAAACCAGCAGAUGAUGUCAUCCUACGUCUACUUCUUCGAUUCCCUCUAGCUCAUACACAGCUGGAACCAUUAAUAUGCUGGGGGUUAAGGCAGCUAUUUGUAGACGAGGUGAUGAAAUCCCACGAAAUAUAUGAGACAAAUCUAUUUCUGUUGAUCUUUCAGGUUUCACAGACCAUAGUAGACCAUCACUGUCUCGAGCGGUGCCGGACCAGUCCCACUGCUCCUCCACUGAGAACCUUAAGUGCUGGACAGUAAAAUGGUGCCCGUUUCUACAAUAAGGCCAUGUCUUCUGAAAUGCCUUUUUCAAGACCCCAAAACAACUGAGUCGGUACUUCGCUCCCAAGAUGCAGACACUCACUACUCCACCCACUGUAGUAGCACAUACUGACUCUGGUUGAUUCCCAUCGCCCUUCUUUGGAAUUAGCUCGACUGUCUUCAACCUCUCUGCUGAGCUCUCAGGCAGGCGCUCAGUUCAGUGGUGACAGACAGCUGGAGGGUUUUCGUUUUUUUAUUUUUUUUUGCAACUGACUGACACUCUCAACACCCACUGAGGAAAAGCUGCACCUUGGUCCAUCAGUUACACCAGUGGACAUGUCUCAGUGGACGUAUUUUAAUCCCUCUUCCUUGCAAUGCUGUCACUCUGGACUCCUCUUGCCCAAAUCUGCACAUGGAUGCAGUGCUGACUGUUUUUAGCUCACUGAUAUCAGCAGAGGAUCCAUCUUUACUGCACCUGCUGGGACUAAGGAAACAGUUCAAAACAGAGGGUGUCUGACAUUACAAUCAUGUGCAAUAUUUUUUCCUCUGCUUCUUCUAGGCUAUAGCACCCCCUAGAGUCCCCUCUGUGUCAUUACGAUGUAGUCCCAACUCCUAUUCUUCCCUCAUACGUGCAAUUCUCAUUGUACCGACAAUGUUGACAUCUAAAUGCUUAACUGUGAAUUUGAGAGUCUUAAGCUCUCUCUAAAUGUACAUUUUGUUUAUAAUGAGGACGGAGAGUUAUGUUCAAAGUAGAAUCAUGCUUGACCAAGUCACAAUCUUCUGAGUUUUAAUGUUAAACUUGCCGCUGGCAGAGAUAUUCUGGUUCCAGUGCGUGCAACAAUGAUCUUUUUUUAAUUGUUUAGUCCGUUUUUAAUUGUUUUUGAUAGAGGCACUUGUACCAUAACAGAUUAAUUUCAUGAUUUUACAUGUUCUAGCUCUUCAGAUCAAGAUUUUUUUUAAGAACAAAAUACAAAGAGCUGGCUCACCAUGUUAUCUUGUACUUUUCUGUCUGCAUCACUGUGUUAAAUGAUCUUUGCAUUGUAUUAUACUUUCCUUUUAUACUCAUAAUGGUAUAAGCUUUUAAAUAAGCAAUAUCUGUUGUUUGUAGAGGAAAUGUUGAACUACAAGUGUACUCUCCACAAGUUGUUUUUUUUUUUUUUUACUGUGCUUAUACACUACGCCUCACUUCAGGGUUUGAUUUACUUUAAAGGCUUUUCACAGGAGGACUUUUUUCUGCAUUUUUUCUUGACUGAGCCACAAAAAGAAUCUGCCUCUUUAACAACUUGCAGACUCAUUCAACAACACUUAAUUCAAUCUCAGAUCUACGGUUGAACCCAAUGGUGAUUCUGACACAAUAUACAGAUUUGGGUGAAUUCACUCAAGUCAUGAUUUUUAGAUUUUUAUUGAUAAAAAAUUCUUUGCACUGUCAAAAGUUUGGCUUUACAGUGGUCACUGUUUUCAAGGUCAGGGCCCAAAUGUGUACAAUAUUGUUGGAUUUCUGAACUGUGACCACAUUUCCUUCACUUCAACAGUCUUGUCACUUCAUCACUGAUCCUACACCAGUAUUUGAACGCUCAAAAGCUUUAUGUACACCUAACAUUUUUGUUGUUUUUGGUUAAAGUUUUACUUUAAAAGUUGCAAUAUGAAAUUCUUGUUUGAUUGUACAGGAAAUGUAGAGACUAUGGGCUGUUGGCCACCUACCGUAACACAUUCGUCUGCAGUGGAAAACAUGCUAUCCUUUAUUUUCAAAGUCUGUCUCAGUGAUAAUUUGGUGACCCUAGGAACAGAGAAAAACAGCUUUUUAUUAACUUCUGUCCUGAGGCCCUUUUUGCGAGCGGAUUCCCCUAAAAUUCUGUCAUUCAAGUCACAUUUCCAUUAUUUAUUCACUAAAAAAUUGGGUCAUCCUGUCCAGGAGACUUCGAUAGAUAUGAGGUACUUUGUAUAAGAACCAGCUUCUGUAUGAUUACAUCAUAUGCCACUGAUUUACAUGUCCCAUCCAUAGGUUUAGUACAAUAGAAAAUAAUAGGAUUAAAUUCGUUCUAAUUUCAGCUCUAAAAACACAAACCUGGGCCACUGGGCUGAGCAUGAGGUUUCCCAUUUUGCUGGAAUCAAGGAACAUGAAUUCAGCAAUAAUCAUUUUUCCUUUUUACAUGUUGGUAAAGCAGCUGAAUGAAUUUGAAAGUGUUCCUUUUUUUCAUUUUUGAAAUACAGAAUACCGUGUACAGGAUACAUCAUGCCAAUUAAAUUCCAUUUCUGAAUGCAUUUGAGUUGUUUAAUUCUUA